AUGACACAAAAAGGUAAGGAUAGUAUUAGACUAGUGACAGUUGCAGGAGAGGAAUCUGUCGGGAGCUAUUAACAGUUUAAUUGAUACGCUUUUAUGCAGAAGUGGGUUUUUAACGAUUUUUUGAAGGAGUGGAGACUGGGUGAGCAUCUAACGGAGGAGGGAAGUGAGUUCCACAGGAACGGUGCAGCCCUCGAGAAAUCUUGAAGGCGAGCAUCAGAGGUGGGAGUACGGACUGAAGAUAGACGUAAGUCUUCAGCAGAUCGUAAGGGCCUAGACGGGACAUACUUGUGUAUAAGGGAGGAUAGUAAUGUGGGAGCAGCAUUAUGUAGAGAUUUGAAAGCAAGAACCAGAAUUUUAAAUUGAGCUCUCUAUUUUAUAGGAUAUAGGAUAUUUUAUAUAUUGAUUGUUAUUACCAUAAAUUAAUAUACAAGUGAUAUAUAUGGUCAUCUCCUUCCCCAUGGGGGCACACGUGGCAGAUGCAAGCAAUACCUCAUUUUUACAUGUAAAUGGUUUGGCCAUAAUACGCAGUUUUCUAUCACCUCUGUGCAUGGGAUACUUUUCUGUGAGCUGGGAGUCUAUAAUUACUGGACCAGUUUGUUUAUUUGGAUCUUUGUACAUGGGAGACUGAGAUUUAUAAACCUGUAUCAAACUUGUGUACGUGCAGCUACAAAUGUUACCUUAUCUUAAAACUUCAACUACGCAAUUGUUAAUUAAAAAUGUCACCUUCCCUAUUGUGAUUAUUCAUUGUAUGUAAGGGGUUUUCAGUUGUUUUGAUACACUUUAUCUAACUUUUCUAGUAACUUGAUUCCUUACGAUAAAGAUUAAAAAAGUAAAAGUACACAUUUUUGUAUAUGCAAUGAAGAUAGGAGUAUACCAUCAUGCCCAAUUCAUUGUAUAUACAGGUGACAGAUGCAUUGCCAUCAUCUCUCCAUCCCCAUGUGUAUAUUUGCGGCAGAUGUCUGUCUGUCUCUCUCUCUCUCUCUCUCUCUCUUUAUAUAUAUAUAUAUAUAUAUAUAUAUAUAUACACACAAAAUAUACAAAAUGCUUGCACUCCAUGAUUGAGAAUAUAAAUGCCCGGUGCUGGUCAGGCACAAAAUAUAGAACAAAAGGGAAAAUGACCGCACUCCAAGGCCUUCAUACAGUUAAAGUAAAAAAUAACUUUUAAUUCAUAUCAUUAAAAAUAUCGACGUUUCAGCCCCCAUACAUGGGCUUUCAUCAGGAUUUUUAUUGCCAUUAUAAAUAUAUAUAUAUAUCAAACGUGGCCAUUAUCUCCAUACAAGUAGUUUUCAUUACCGUAUAUUUAUAACCAAAGGAGAAUUUCAUAAAUUACCAUAAAUUAGGUUUCUGUCCCCGUUCUGGUGGUCUCUAGACUGCUGAAUGCAUUGAAAAAUGCUGUCUGACUGUUUUGGGGGAAUGAAUAGCUAGGAUAAUUAGCAAUGAAUGCAAAAUUAAAUACUCAAUAAUCGGAGCAGAGAAACUGCACAAAACAUAUGCUGAGAUCGAGAUAUAUUCAGAAGGAUGUGAUAAUGUUUUAUUUUAUUUAAUUUUUUUUGCUGUCCCCGCAGUAUUCCGUAUUGACUAUUAUAAGUAUAUAUAUAUAUAUAUAUAUAUAUAUAUAUAUAUAUAUAUAUUUCUAAUUCUGUCCAUAAAAAAAAUUAUCAUACAAGAUAUGGGAUUUUUAAAUAGACAGAAUAUGCACACUGGAAAGACUUUGUGAAGUGAAACGGUUAAUAUAUCCACAACAGGUGCUCUUAUGAGUUAUCGAUUAUUACCAAAAUUUAAUCGUAACCUAGUCCCAGGUAUGUUUUGGGCUGUAGUGGGAGCUCCCAUGAGAACAACUUACGGAGAAUCUGAGUGAAAGUACAUAAACCACAUUCAGCUGCUGUUUAACUUAAUGCUUAGUUUAUUUGUGUUCGGAUGUUAGUAGUCUGUGUCCAGUAACACGUGGAAUAGAGUAGCGUGUGUAAACCAAGAUUGGCCACUUACCAUCAGAUUGUUCUACAGUCAUCAGUCCACAGCCGGCAGUCAAUAAAGAGCCAGAGGUCAGAGAUAACUAACCGAAUGUUAGGUCUUGGAGCCACGUAUUGUGCAUUAAUACAGUGGAGCAAACGGUUGAUCGUUUCAUCUGCAUAUACCACAGUAACUCCUAAUACUCAAAAUUAUUCAUUGCAUGACAAAAGUAAAUUAAACUUCAAAGCAUGAAAUAAUGGUUCUUUAGAGCAAUAACUCACCGGCAUUCCUACUGUAAACAGAUCCACUUGAUAAAUAGUACCAGAUAAUUUCUGUUAUAUUGCCGUGCACGGAUACACACAAUUUAUUAAAUCCAUAAACUCUUUAGAUGGAUGUGUCAUUUCAGGCAUACAAUCUGGAAGGUGUGCGUAAAGCCAACCAAGUCAUGUAUUCAACUCCUAGUCCCGCGCAGUGCCUGGGGUAUUUACAAUUCAUAGAGCAGCCACAAUUAAGGCCACGCCACUACUGGCUUCAGGGAGGACUUCGCCCCAGAGAGCAACUUGGGGGAACAAACUUGAUGCAACUUAUUCGAAAUAUUCACAGGGAUUUGUGCAGUCUGGGUUGUGUCUGGGGCAAGUUUACAGGUUUAAUAGUUAUUACAUUUUGAGUUAGGGUUACGGUUAGGGUCAGUUGUUGCUUUAUCUUAACCCCAAAUUUUAUUCUAACCGUAAACCGAAUUCUAACACUAUGUGUAACGCUGUCUUCCUUGAAUCCUAUAGUUUGUAAGUUUAACCCUAAAUGUAUGGCACAUAGUGAUGCUGCCCUCGCCCUUACCCAGACCGUAAGUAUCCGCCUAAUUCUCACUAAUUGCAGAAUAUUGCCAGCCGCCCUCUAAAGACACAACAUGUAACCAUGAUAAGAAUAUGGGAACAUAUAAUAGAAUAUCUAUUAAAAAUCCUCAAAACAUAAAAGAAACCAAUGGAAAUAGAAUAUUAAAACACAAAGGCCCCCACUAAAAAGCCAAUAUGCAAGUAAAAAGAGGGAUAAUAACUGUGUUUUAUUCAUGGGACUGCAAUUGCUUAUUUGAUAUCCCCAUUCAAGCCAUUCCAUGUUAUUUGUAUUCCAGUUUUACUCACUGAUUGUGUACCUCUCUUCAUACACUAUGUGUUUAUUGUCCCCUAUUUAUUAUAUUCUCUCACAUCACUUCUGGCUUUUUAGUAGAAUUUCUCUAGUUAAUAUUCCUCUUUUAACGACGUGUAACCAGUCUCUAUUGGGAGUAAAUGACACAGGUAAUCCAGCUAAUAAAAUGUAAUUUAUUUCACACGUAAUGAACUUACAAUUAGAGACAAAUAGUGUUUUAUACUCCCUGAUUUUACACUCUAAUAAUAGUUAUAUUCAUAACAUCUCCUUAUAAAUAUGAAAGUAUUAUUUAAAACUCCUCAGUGUUUCUUAUUAACAUGAGCUAUUGUAUCACCCUUCACAUUGCAUGUAGAUAGUGUAUAUUAUCACAUAUAUUAUUAUUUUACGCAAACUGUGAGCUCUGGUAGAAACUGACAAUACCCAAUCCCAGUUCAUUAUUAUCACUCUGCUUCUAAGAUGGCUUCCAAUCCAGUUCCCAUUUUUAGUGAACAGUCGUACGUAUCACAUUGAAUGGCGUAUGCUGAUGAUUUAUUAAAUAAUUUGCCUGUUUGUUAAAAUAUUCAUAAACGAGCUGAGUAAUACGGUUUCCCUUACAGUCAUCAGCACAAUUUCCAUAAACAAUUUCAUUAAUAGCAACCAAAGCUAUUUUUACAGACCUAACAAUUAAUUAUCUUUAACGUCUUAGAGAAAAAUUCAGGCUAACUAUAACUUUAUACCUUCUCACUGGCAUCAAAAUAGUUUUUUUAUUUUUUAUAUAUAACUCUAAUAUAACUAUAAAUAACAAAAAUGACUUACCUCUGUAUUUCAUACUUGGCAGGGUUGCACUGCAAUAUCCCCAUUUUGGAGGUGGAUGUGGGAAAUUCUAGCUACAAGAAUUGAUACUAAAUCCAGCUGAAACGGUUAUCCAAUGUGUUUUCUUAUAUUUAGUAAUGACUUGAUAAAGUAAUCUUUAACAAAGCAUUAAUACAGAACUAAGGCUCUGAUUUAGUAUAUUUGCAUACGCUUUUCAAAUUAUUUAAUAUUUUUGGAUAUACUUUUAAAAUAAUGUUUUCAAAAUGUUAAAAUAUCAAAAAUAUAUCAUACAAUUUCCUGCCUCCAAUGCAUGCCCUUUCUCUCUUUUUUCCAAUUUUUCCCUUUUUCUUCCUCAAUUUUCUUAUUCCUUUCUUCCGUUUCCCAUCCCUUUUCCACAACGGGUGUUGAUGAAUCCGUAGACUGGUGAAAAUCUGAUUCAUCCCCCCCAAAGCUUGCAUUCCAGAACAACAAGAUACGUAUAAAGUCACAUUUUUAUUACAUUAUUACAUUUUACAUAGUUACAUAGGCUGACAAGAGACAUGUGUCCAUCAAGUCCAGUCUUCCUCAUAUUUGUUUUUUGCAGUUGAUCCAAAAGAAGGCAAAAAAAACCCAGCUUGAAGCACUUCCAAUUUUGCAACAAGCUAGGAAAAAAAUCCUUCUUGACCCCAGAAUGGCAGUCAGAUUCAUCCUUGGAUCAAGCAGUUAUUACCCUACAGUACCCUACAAAUUAUAUAGUUUAAUCAUUUUAGCGAUGUUUUUUUGUCUCAUGUCAUUGCGUUUUUGCAUUGAGGAUAAUAAAAAUGCAGGCUUAGGAGGCAGGGACGUAAGGUUUCCAGAAAACCAGGAUGUAACAGUGUUCUGGAAAGGCUGUGUGUAUUUAUCCAGAAUCUCUAUUAUUCUAGCCAACGGGGGAGCAGACCCGGAUGUCUGGAAUUAUUUUUUGAUGGAUUUUGUUUACUUCUGUAUCUGGCCCAAAAUGUAAAUAUCUUAUUUGUGCUGCAGAUGAGACAGCAAAGAAUACGAUCCCAUAGUUCAUUGAGUGAGUCAGCAGAAACCUGCAGCAUAUAUUUAUAUUUACAUUUAGUGUCUUUUAUUUCAACCGGCAAAUCAUUUUUCAACUCCUUUAUUUUACCUGUGAAUAAAUGUUACACUGUGCACUGUGACUUAAUGUGUCUCACACUGUGCGGGGCCCCAGAUCUCAGUGCAGUGUUGAACAUGAGAAUAGUGGGAGUUACCUGCCAUUCAUACACACAGAGACCAUUACUGUCCAAUCAUAGACUGAGCAGUACUGCACUAUACUGGCUCAAUUGCCUGCCUCUUGAGUUUGGCUUCAAUUAGCUAAACUACUAGGACAAUUUAUAAACAUGCCAAUUUUACUGAAAUCUGCACUUUUAGAAAAUGAAAUAAAGGGGACCUGCUUUUCACAGCGAGCUGGAGAGCUGUGUGUGUUUGUAAUGUUCCUUUAAGGGCAACAGUUGAAUGAUCUGUGCUUUUAUAUGAUUUAAAGACCCCUUCCCCAUCUCCAGGUCAGAACUAAACAAUUAGUGCAAUUAGCAAUAUAUCGAUACCAAAAGUCCACAUGAUCACCGAACAUGCAUUGACUGCCUCAUGAGGCCAACUACAUAGAGAGCAGGAUCAAAAGUAAUAAACAUUUGCAUAAUCAGCAUAUAAUUAAAUUUUAUAAGGUAUAUGCUGAUUAUGCAAAUGUUUACUACUUGAUCUUGGUGCUCUCUAGUUGACCUCAUGAGGUGGUCAGUGAUCGUGUGGACUUAUGGUAUUGAUAUAUUGCUGAUUGCACUAAUUGUUUAAUUACACACUCUUUAUUGUAUGUGCUAUAUAUAAUAUAUGAUGUUCACUUGAGGGUGGUAGCUGGAUAAAAACCUUAGCAGAGGUUGAAACGUUUCUUUGUUCUCCAAUAAAGCUGCCUUAUUGACACAACUUGAGUGACUGGACCAUCUUGUUCCUUCUACUAUUGACUGAGGUCUAGCACCAGGUCCAGCUAAGCACCUUGUUUGUGGCGGGAGUGUGGGACACCCCUUGUUCUUACAGUGCAUUAUUUUCCAUGCUUUGGCAUAGUUAUUUUGUAUCUAACUGGGAACAUUCCUUUUAGAGACGUCAGGUGGACAUCAGAGGGAGUGCGGUGUGUCUUCAACAUUCAUCCACUUUGUAGACUCCUUCAUGCCUUUCCAUGAAAGAAACUACUUCAGUGUUCAUGAACCGCUUACAUAGGACUCUGCCAGUUCUAUUUUUGGAUUGUAUUGCUCUGUUUGCAGGAAAAAUCACUUUGUGUCUUUUUCUUAAAGGGUUAAUGAAUCAAAAUGAAACCUAUUUUCAGACCAUGAUAUGGUAAGCUUAGUCUAUAAUAGAGCUUAUUGGCAUGAAUAGGAUACUUGGGUUGAGUCAAUUUGCCGCAGACUAAAGGGAACUUUAUAAAGGCAAAUACAUGUGCUAUGUGGUAAAUAGCAGAGCAAUCGCCAUGGGAACCAACAGAAUGUUUUUAGCAGUUUGCACCCAGAAUAGCCUUGAUGAAUCUCCUUCAAUAUGCAUUAAGAGUGCACAGAUCUACAGAACUGGAGCGAUAAAACAAAUCAAAAAAAUAAAUUUAUUGUCCUUAUUUUCACAAUGUAGUUCUUUAAAUUGAAAAAAAAACAAAAACAUAGUUUGUAAAAGCAAAUUCACCUCCUUCUCAACGAGGUUCAGAUUUCCUUAAUAUGUGGAAAAAAUGUCUUUGAAAGAACAUGUGCCAUUUUCACCCACUAUGUUACUGUUGCACUUUUGAUGCAUCAAUUAAAUGAAAACACAGAUUUACGCUUCAGGGGGUCUUCUGUCUGGUCAUGUAAUGAUGCUCCACAUCAGAGACGGGGAAUGGUGGGUUUUCUUAUUGAAACGAAAUGAAUGUGUUGAUGUGGAACUCGUUCCAACAUAACGUUUCUGGGUAGAAUAUUACAGAGCGCUGAUUGCUCAUGCUUUGAAUGUAAAUUAAGUUAGCCAUAGGGAAUCUGUGGUAGUCUCGGGAAUGAAGCAUGAAUUUGGAUGUGUGCUGAGUAUUAUUGGAUGCGUUUAUAUCAACAGCUGCCGUUAGGAAGCCAGUACUGGAACUGAGAGGGAUAGAAUAAAAUCGUGCAAAACUACUGAUGGAUUUAGCAAGUUUCAGCUGUGCUUCUCAGUCAGACAGCUGGAUUCAUGGUCUGAUUCAUUCACAGUCCGAGCACACAGCAGGCUUCAGCUGUCAGGUGGCAGAAACAGGGUUUCAACUAGACCUGUUCAGAAAUGUGUUUCCUCCAUAAAUCAAUUGAUUUGUCAGAAUAAAAAUCCUUUUAAUUCACACUAAACAAACUGAAAUAAGUUAUUUUCAAGUCAAAUCGAUUUGAGUGGGAAUUAAAAGGAUUUUGAUUUGAACUAAUUGAUUAGUUUACGGACGAAACAUUUUUUCACAAGUCUAUUUAGAUUCAAACCGCUACUAGGAGAAGAUACUGCGUUAAAUGAAAAAAUUAGCUAAAUGGCAAUGACUUUGUAAACGCCAGUCAUGGGAGGCCCAUACAUCAGCUUUCAUAAGACAAGACUGCUGGCUAUGUUGUCUUUCCAAAUGCACUUUUUCACCCCUCAUAUACCGAGGUCUCCUUGCAGUCUCUUUUUAUUAUCUCUUUAUCCUCUCAAUCUUCUCUCUUUUCCAGAUUUUCUCUUUCUUUUUGUCUUCCAGUUUCUUUUUGUAGUGUCUUUCUAUCACCGUUACACACUGCAUGUCUAUUCCCUUACCAGCUUUUUGUCUCCCAUGUCCACAUUCCCCAGUUACCCCCAGUCUCAUUUCCUCUGUUUUGCUGUCCCCAUCUAUCAUUUUUAUCCAGAAACAACCAAUUUUCCCAAUUUAAAUUUUCCCCAACCUCCCUUAGCACAUUAGCGAUCAGUCUCCUUUACUCUCCUCUGUGUGAUGGGUGGUUUGUGGGUAAUUAUAUAGAAGUGUAUGGCAAUUUAAUUUGUGGUGGACUACAUAUAUGGGAUGGUUGUGUUUGACAAUCUUAUUUUGUGUGACAUCAUUUAUCAAAUAAGAAAUGGUAUUGUGGGUCCUAUAGUUUACUGUGGAGCGUUUGUGCUCUGAUCAUAAACUUUUACUAUUUGGCAUUGCGUUGAGUUACGGCAGCCAAUAAAUGGCCAAAUUUUCACACAAUCGUAACAAAGUAACCUCUAUUUGUACACCAGGCUAUACGGAGCAGUAGCUUUAAUCAUAUAUCAUUAUACCAUAAUAUGAAUUUAGAAGAAAACAAUAUAUAUUUUAUGAGCCUUUCUCUUGUUUAGCUGUAAAGCUUAUUCCAUUUGAAGCAAAGCUUGAAAAGGAUGACAUCUUCUAAAAGUACAAAAUAAAUCCAAUUCUGGACUAAAUGACACAGGCAUCGACCCAAUCUCCAUGAAGUAUGUGAGAUGCCUGCAUUCAAUCAGAUGGUUCUACCUGCAGCAGCAAAACACAAUUCUAUUUGUUGAUAUGUGAUGGGUGGCAGGACUUUAUUCAUUCUAAGGACUGAUUUCUGGAGGGCUCAAGGUAGUGUUUCUUUGAAAAACAUAUUUGAACAAAGUAUUUGCAAAGUAUGAACACCAGCUGGUUUACAGAACUGCUUCCAACUUAGCUCUUGUGUCUUAGGAAUCCCCCUUAUCUUCUUGGUUCUCCACAAUUCCAGCUUUAGAGAAUAACCCACAAAUAAUAGUCUUGUAGAUAAAUGAGGACGAAUAUUCUGUACGCCUUGAUGCUGUGUAUAGCUCAAUCAAGCUUGGACUUGGGGCUACAAGCCCGUCAAACAUGAUGUGAGCUGGCUUUGUCCCUGCAGUCACGUAACAAGUGGGGCAUCAAGCACAGUCUCUUGUGUACAUUCCCCAAUAUGUACUGUGUAUAUUUGUGAUAAUAAAAAUAAUGCCUUUUUGUCUUUGAAGUGACUGACCUUCGUCUCCCUUCUUUAAACGUCCAGGUAGUCUAGGGAUAGCUAUCUUCCCAUUGCAUAGUCUAUACGCCAAGAGCAGUGUCUUGUUAAUAUCAUUUGCAAGAGUUUCAAAAUAAAAGGUUUACUACUGUGAAAACAACCAAGAUUACAGAGGUAAUUAAUCUGUUGGCUUAUUUCAUGUAUAAUUGCAAUCAUUAGAAAUUCUAAGUGGAAAUAUAGCAAAAACUAAACAAAAAAAAUUGUCUCAAUAAAUGGUAUAUCAGACAAAUAGUAAAAUAGAGAUUUAAAUCCUAUUUCUACUAGAAAUGACAAGAUUAUAGAAGCGUGAACAGCUCUAAACCAAUUCCCGAGAGCAUUUCAUUGAGUGUGCAAAACCAUUCGCUUUCCUGUGGUGUGAUCGUUGGGUUGAAAUUGACAUUUUAAAUUCUCUUCCAUUUUUCAGAAUUCACUGUAAUAUCAAACCAGCCAUUCUGAAUUUCAGUCUGUACAUGGAGAAUUGCUGCUUUCUGAGAUUAAAAAAAUACUACUUUCUUUAAAUGAUCAAUUUCUUUAACCCUUAUACUGGCACCAUCUAUACACAGAAUUGGUGCAGUUCUGCAUUACAAUAAUAAAAUGAAUAAAUCUAUUUUAAACAAACAUUUCUAUAGAGUUCUAGAAGUAGCAGCCUGGGCAGAAUAAAUUGGUAACCGUUGUGGGCAUAGAUCAUGGCAAUGCCGUUUGAAGUACAGAUGCCUGGUUUUAGCUAUGUGACUGUAUUUAUUAUAUAUGCCAAUUUGACACACAGUCAUUAUACUUAUAUUCUGAUAGCAUUUGGGGAAUGUGCAUUAUUAAAAAUAGCACAAAAUUCUUUACAAAAAGCAGAUGGGUAUUUGAGCAUUUUAGUUUGUACCUACUGCAUAAUAUUCGAAUGAGCUAUCUUCUUUAAUUCUGAAUUUGCAAACCGGAUUAUAAAUUAGUAUUUUCCAACCCCUGAUAAAUUGAUCUGUGAUUGUGUUUGCAUUGACACCGGUCUUUAGAUAAUUGUAAAAGAGAAAUAGAUUGUUCAGGUUUUAUAAAGAGAUUUGGUUGAUUUUAGAAGAAGAGUUGCAAAUGCAAAUACUGCACAUAUAUCUUUGCCAGUAGCAACAAUGGAUUUUACAUUAAAAAGAAAAUUUAGAAAGAGAGAGAGUCAAUACAUUGUUAAACACAGAUCUGUACACACCAGAAAAGAAAUGUCUUGCUUUUUACACAGAACUCUCAAAGUUGCAGCGAUGUUACUACUUCAAGGGAUUCUGGGUGGGCAUAUGCAUAUUAGUUCAACUCAGAACUUGAAGAGGCCAGCUGAAUUUACAAUGGUGGAAAAAGAGGACACUUUUCUUUUGAAAAAGGGGAAGGAAAAAUGUAUAUCUCCGUUGCAUUGAGUAUAUUCAAUAUUGACUGUUUGUGCACACAAAAAAAGCAGCAGAAAUCUUUUUUUUGACAGAUUUAAUAAAUUACACCAAAAAAUUGCUGAAAAUUACAAUAAAAUUGUCUCUAACAAUUUGACAAAUCUCAUCCAUUGUUAAUAACGAAAAACAACUGCAUGGGUUUUCAAAAUGUCACUACUGUUUAAAUGACGUAAAUGACGUUGCAUUAAAAUCUCCACGGAACUAGUGGGAUAUCUCGAACGAAUCCUUACAUUCAACAUGUAUUCGGUCAUUCUGUGAUAUCUAACAGUGGCAAUAAAAAGGAAUAUUUAAUAGGCAGCCCUGCACUUACAUACAUCGUUCGUGUAUGUCAAAACAUCAGGUAUUUAUACGAUAUCCCACUGAUUUAAAUUUGAAUAAUAAUAAACCAAUUUUGAGAAGCGUAAAAUUUCAUUGUAAUGACUUUAUCUUUUCAAAGUCACCUUGUAGUCGGGCAAUUUUCUGCAAGAAUGAGCCUGCUGCCAAACGAAAGGAAAAAUGGUAAACAAAUCAGUCUUUGUUUUCACAAAUUAUUUAACAGAUCUGGGCCCUUUACAUUGCUUGCAACGUACAUCGCCUCACUUCACUGAAGCAAUAAUCUGUUUUUCUCAAAGGUGAAGUAAGCAGUCAUUAUGACAAAUGCAAAUUGCUAGACACAUUUUUAUGUUCUCGUAGCGGCAAAUGUAUGUUGUAUGUUAAAAAAAAAAAAAGACUUUUGGGGCUUGUGUUAAUUAGAACCCCCGGCUCAGCAGCAGAUUUUUAAUAAAAUCCAAAUAUAAUCCAAAUACCAAAUGUAAUUGUAAAGCUGUGAAGUUGUACUUUUACUGCUAAAUUUUCCACAGUUAAAAUAUUUCAGAGAUAAACAUAGUUUGAAUAGAUUUUGAAGUGGAAUUGUAUCUAAGUGCAACCAAAGUAAAGAUUAAAAAAAACCUGCAAUAUUGUAAAUCUCUGUGGAAUGCGUCGGCACGUUAAUAAUAAAAAAUAUUCAGACGCAGGAAGGCUGUUUUUUAAUUUUUUUAUUUUGCCUCUCAGUAGUUCUAUUUCUAAUGAAGUUGAUGAUAAAUUGUGGUCUGGGGAUAAAUACAAGUAUUUAAAACCAUAGAAAUCUUGAAUAUAUGUAACUAGUAUAGAUGUUUAUCGAGCAAUUUACCUCCAAGGCUGCAAUCAGAUGAGUUUUUCUUUGUUUUAUGAUCUCUGUGAGCUAUUUACUUUACCACAGACAUAAAGCCAUCGUUCAGCUGUCAAUAUCUUCCCAGAGGAGAACGCAGGCUGCAGGUCGCAGACCGAAAGGCAGUAUUUAGUCUUUUUGGCUACGUGGCACAGUAAAUUUAAUGCUCGUAUCCAUUGCUACGUUUUUACAUGAUGCCAUUUAUCAAUGAUAAAUAAUGUCUUCUCUUCUUGAUGAUAGAAGUGUCCAGUGGAUUGAAUAAUAAAAUCUUCCAUGACAAAUUGGCAAAUCAGAAUGUUAAAACAGAGAACACAAGAAUGUGGAAAAUGUAUUUAUUUCCUGUGCUACCUAUCAGGAGAGAAAUGAUUUGUUGAUAAAACCAUGUGCCGUCAUUGCUAUGAUAGGAAAUUAAUUUAGAUAACACAUUAAGGCUGUCUGGGAAUGAAUGGUUAAAUCUGGAUACAGACAAAUCGAGGCUGUCUGGGAAUGAAGAAUUUAUAGUCACAGUGUCAUGGCUUCUGCCCCUUCAGGCCUCUGCCGAACACAAAUUGAUGCCAUGCUUCAUUCUCGCAUUGUUUAGAUGCAGACCACGUUUUCCUUGUCGUUUUUUAUUUUUUUACUCCGUGCAGCCUGUGUUAUUCUUUUGAGCCACAGCUUUCCGUAUCCUUUCCAUAUUGCAAGUCAUGCCCAUUUAAAGCCACUCCUCUUUUUUUUUUAUUGCCCUGUCAUGGUCUCUGUUGCUCGAGUGUGUUUAUUAAUUCUGAUUGUUCUUUUGGUUACCAGCUUGGCUUGUUCAUUGUUUAUUUAUAAAAUAUUUUACCCAGAAGGAUACAUUGAGAUUUAUCUCGUUUUCAAGUAUGUCCUGGAAUAUCAUUGUCCCAGAUCUCUAUAUUGCUGCCUCUGGCUUCUUCUCUGAUUCUGUGUUUCUUUGCUCCCUGACCUCGGCUUGGUCCUUUGACUCAUCUCCAUUUGUUUUCAGACUAUCUAUCUAUAACGUUUAGCCGACCCUGUAAGAACAAGUAAUACGUUUCUGAUACAGUUUGCCCAAGGUUUGCAUGUUGGAGGUAUAUUAUACUUGACACACCGACAUGGUGAGGCUGCCUGGGACUAAAUCAAUCAGAAUGACAGCUGAUGUCUGGGAUUGAAGGAAUCAAGUCAAAGUACAAGAUCAAACCAUUGUAAAAGAUCCCAUGUCGAUCACUAGAGCCAUAUGUUGGUGCCAGUUACAUGUAUCAAACUGUGACCAUUCACCAUGACUGGUACUGCAGCCUAGAUACCCAAAUACACAUUUUCAAGAUCCCCCAACAUAGUCUUAUUAUGUCAGUUCCCAGUUUUACUUCCGGUGUAUUAGCACUCGUGAAGGUCAUGUCCCAUGUACUGGCACACUCGUGAAUGUCACGUCCCAUGCAUUGGCACACUCGUGAAUGUCACGUCCCAUGUGUUGGCACACUCGUGAAUGUCACGUCCCAUGUAUUGGACACUUGUGAAUGUUACGUCUGGUGUAUUGGCACACUUGUGAAUGUCACGUCCAGUGUAUUGGCACACUUGUGAAUGUCACAUCCGGUGUAUUAGGACACUUGUACAAGUCAAUGUCAGUCCCUUAAUGUCUUAAUACCAGCAGCAACUUUCUUGUAAAAUCUUUGUCAUUUUUAACAAAACCCUGACCAGGCCAAAACACCAACGGUUGGUAUUCACAUAAGGGAAGUGUAGUAUGGUUUGAUGUGAAUGGGGAUUUGCCAUUUUUUAUUUUGGCAGUUUUGUUCCUACAUAUUUUGUAUCACAGAAGAUCUAAGCAGAUCAGUUAUUGCAUAGUGCCCCAGUUAUUCCAUGUGGAAAUCUCAAAAAAAAAAAAUAGGAUAACAUGUUGCCAGAUCAGUUUGUUCAGUCUCUAAAGUCAUUAUCCAACUAUUUACACCAUUUAUCAUUGGUGCCCACUUACCCGCUUAUACUGCAUGGGAAUUGAAGUUCUGGCUUUUGCUAUUCUAAUGUCUGUACAGAUGUUGUGAGUAGCCUGGGCGCAGCUAGGAGGCAAAUAAUCCAUUAACCCAGAAUCCAAAAAUAGAAGUUAAUUCCACCAUGCAGUCAGACCAUGUACGGCUGACACAUUUUCGCACAUAUAAUAAAUGAAUGAUUUUGAUAGAAGGACUAAUUGGCCCCUCUAGUCAUGUCACGGAGGCAACACCUGUGAUUCUUGGAUGAUAUUACUCCUUGUUUUCUUUCCAGUUUGUGGAACCUUAUGGUUCUAAAAAGAGGUGUUUAAUAUGCAGAAUGCUGUACACAUAACUCUAUACCCUAUAACCGCUAAAUCUGUCUGUUUUCUAUAGCAAAGGUUAACCAGUUUGAAACUGGUCCAUUACCAAUGUCCUGGUCUCUCUCAAACCGAAGAUGGGUGACAUUUAUGUUGCAUAAUUAUGGCAGAGUAUGUUCCAUCUACGGUACCAUAUGUUAUAGAGCUUCAAAAAUAGUUUAUAUAAAAUAUAAGGAUACCAAUAAAGAGUCAAAUAUGUACAAAGUUUUUGGCUUUUAAGCAAAACAAACAAAAAAAACUUUAAUUGUACAAGAAUCCAACUUGACCUUAGCUUGCCAUAUCUAGAUUCCUCUCUAAUCUGUAUUUUUCUACGAAAUCUUUCCCACCCACAUUCUUCAAACCUAGAGUUCCCUUUCCUGCAUUGAUAAUUGUUUAGACUCUCAUAAUCAUAGAAUUUUUACUUUCCCACAGCUAUGGGACAAGUUCUAUUGACUUCAUGUUCCCUUUUUCGCUGAUUUACGAACUUGGGACUAUAUCCACACAGUUUACAUCACAUACAAGACAAUGACUGAACUCACUCAAUAGACUUUGUUAUUUGGAAACCUUCUCAUCCCCACCAUUCUAUUAAUUUACAAUUAUGGUUGUAUUCGAAUUGUAUUAGUUAAUUCUAUACCAACCAUAUGUGUUCACAAAUGGACAACUUCACUCCCCUCACUUACCACUGAAGAUAUUCUCAUUGCCACAAACAAAUAAUUUAAGCUUCUUCUGGUUCCUUUGUACCAAGAGAUGCUUCCAUGGAAUUCAUUAUAUGCCUAUUUGGCUCCCGACUCCCAGUAUCCACCAAACCUGACUGACACUUCUAAAUGCUUGAAAUGUAGUAAGGAGAAGGCUGGCUUAUUUCAUAGAAACAUAGAAUGUGACGGCAGAUAAGAACCAUUCGGUCCAUCUAGUCUGCCCAAUUUUCUAAAUACUUUCAUUAGUCCCUGGCCUUAUCUUAUAGUUAGGAUAGCCUUAUGCCUAUCCCACGCAUGAUUAAACUCCUUUACUGUGUUAACCUCUACCACUUCAGCUGGAAGGCUAUUCCAUGCAUCAACUACCCUCUCAGUAAAGUAAUACUUCCUGAUAUUAUUUUUAAACCUUUGUUCCUCUAAUUUAAGACUAUGUCCUCUUGUUGUGGUAGUUUUUCUUCUUUUAAAUAUAGUCUCCUCCUUUACUGUGUUGAUUCCCUUUAUAUAUUUAAAUGUUUCUAUCAUAUCCCCCCUGUCUCGUCUUUCCUCCAAGCUAUACAUGUUAAGAUCCUUUAACCUUUCCUGGUAAGUUUUAUCCCGCAAUCCAUGAACCAGUUUAGUAGCCCUUCUCUGAACCCUCUCUAAGGUAUCAAUAUCCUUCUGAAGAUACGGUCUCCAGUACUGUGUACAAUACUCCAAGUGAGGUCUCACCAGUGUUCUGUACAAUAGCAUGAGCACUUCCCUCUUUCUACUGCUAAUACCUCUCCCUAUACAACCAAGCAUUCUGCUAGCAUUUCCUGCUGCUCUAUUACAUUGUCUGCCUACCUUUAAGUCAUCGGAAAUAAUCACCCCUAAAUCCCUUUCCUCAUAUGUUGAGGUUAGGACUGUCUCAAAUAUUCUGUACUCUGUCCUUUAUGUUUUUUAUGUCCAAGAUGCAUUAUCUUGCACUUAUCCACAUUAUAUGUCAGUUGCCACAAUUCUGACAAUUUUUCUAGUUUACCUAAAUCAUUUGCCAUUUGACUUAUCCCUCCUGGAACACCAACCCUGUUACAUAUCUUAGUAUCAUCAGCAAAAAGUCAUACCUUACCAUCAAGACCUCCUGCAAUAUUACUAAUAAAAAUAUUAAAGAGAAUGGGUCCAAGUACAGAUCCCUGAGGUACCCCACUGGGGACAAGUCCAAGCUUCGAAUAUAUUCCAUUAACUACAACCCUCUGUUGCCUGUCACUCAGCCACUGCCUUACCCAUUCAACAAUAUUGGAAUCCAAACUUAAAGAUUGCAGUUUAUUGAUAAGCCUUCUAUGUGCAACACUGUCAAAAGCCUGGGUUUUGGGAUUGUUCUAAGAUAAGGGAAUUUUGGAAAGAUAUUCAAACUUGUAUUGAAUCUCUCUUGCAGUGCUCAGUUCCACUGCCCCUGGAGCUGUCCAUGUUUGGUAUCUUUUCUAGAAUUGUCCAUAAAAAUAGAUUUAUGCAGUUGGUUCUAGCUUCUGUCAGAGACAAUCCUUCGUAUCUGGAGUUUACCAGAUAGACCCACCAUAUUGAUUGAGUACUCCUGAACUGAGGUAUGUAGUAUUCCCUGUUUUUUUCUUCUUGUUUUGUUUUUUAAAAUAUUGGGAGUCCUGUGUUCAGUCUCAGGAUUCCCAACAAAAGACCUUAUAUAUAGAACUUUCUAAUAAUUUACCACCUGGUAUUCUUUGCUGGUCUUUAGUGGAAGGCCUCCUCUUCCACCUAUUUGACUUGUUUUGACCCUGGAACCAGCCAUGACUUUUCUAAAAUGCAUAAUUGUACUUGUGUAUUAUUACACUUGUUUUUUUUUUCUCUUUUCUCUGAUUGUUUGUCAUAGCUUUUUGUUUGUGCUCUCCUCUUUAAUUGUUUAGAGUAUGUUAUAUGGUGUGAAUAGACUGAGAUUUGUUAUGAUUGUUAAAGGACAGUGUUGGGAAAGUAAAUUUGUAAUACCAAUAGACAAUAACCUGACAUUGUUUAUUCACAGACUCUGAUAUAAAAUUAAUACAUAAUAUGCAAAUUAGAAAACACAGCCAUAAAUUAUCCCUAACUAGAAAUAUCCAUAAAGAACUAAGUUCUUUGGACAACGGCGCCACAUUUGAAGGUUUGUGUAUAUAUUCACGGCUAUUUCUUUAAAAUGGCUCGGAUUUAUUUGGCAUGGAAUGGUCAAUAGGUAGACCCCAAUAUUGGUAAAGCAUCAAGGAAUUUGUAGGCUUGCUGCAGAUGGGAGGGUACAUCAUCUUCUGCUCUAAAGUGAGGAUUCGGUGCAUCACCCUAGGAUUGGCCACCCCGAGUGAGCGAGGCUGAUAGGUUAGUACAUACCUUCUAAUGCAGACAAACUGCAGCAAUGUAUGACACUUUAAUAUAAUCAUCAUCUCCAAUAUAUCACAUGCAAUAUUACCCUCUCAGGCUACAGAGAAGCAAAUUAGUUUUUGAUUGGUAAUAUAAUUAACUUGAUAAAGAUGGUAUUCAAAAGAAUAAUGAAUUAAGAAUUACAUCACAUUGGAAAUGCUUUUUUUUAACUUGAGGCUUUUUACCAACAUUUUUAUAGUAGUUAAAUAUGAUAGCUGUCACUCUUUCGAUCAGUUCUUUAAAUAUUUUACCAGUACCAUUUAUACCUGUUAUCUCAAUGUUCUGUAUUGUAAUAGAAUAUUUUGCUAAUAUUAAUAAUUAUUUGUAAAGGUGACACCCAGAAUCCAGUUCGGAAGACUUGCUGUUAUUGGGAAAUGGUUAAAGCUGAUAGAAGGAUAUAUAAAUAACGUGUAAAGGAAAUGUUUGUACUGCCUUAGUUCAAUGAUCUGAAAUAUUGAUAUAUGAUAUUGACGUUUGGGCCAUGUGAUCUAAAGCCAGCAACGAAACUGAGAUUCGUCUAUGAAGCCUGAAAGAAAUGUCCUUUCUUUUUAUCCAUUUCAUGGUGUAAGCAGAAAACGGAACUCCAUUUAGUGUCAUCUAAAUAAUGUGUGAAACUAUAUACUUAGCCACAUUAACUGUGCUCUAGUUACCUUGAAAAGAGCAAUGCAGCUAAGUACCACAUUGUAAUGCUAACUAUUUAUUAAUCAGUAUUUGCAUUCCUUCCUUGUUGGGGAGCUUUUACAGUUUUUAAAUUUGUUUUAUUUUAUUUUUUGUAACAAAAAGAGUGAUUAGACAUGAUGGGCUUCUCUUCCUGAUAAUGGCUUUGGAUUUGUAAUGUGAUUCUCUGCUGUGUAACUUACAGCCAAACAGUCAAAUUAUAAAAAGCUGACUUCAGCGAUGGCAGCCAAAUGUCCUUGAACCAUACAGAGCCUUCUGUAAAGGACAACAUAGUAACGUAAUCCACGUUUAGUAAAUCAUUGACUUUAAAAUGGGACACAAUGCAGAGUAAUUUACCAGCAGGAUCUGAUAUAUAAUGAAUGACACUCACCCUACAAACAAAAACUUAACACAUCUGCAUUUAAUAGCUAAAAAAUAAUAAAUAGUGAUUUUAAUUGCUUUUGACACUAAUUAAUAUUUAAUGUAGUCUGAUUCAUAUUUUUAUACAAAUUUGGUUAAAUCCCUAAAUAGUAAAUUUAGGAAGAGCUGGAAUGUUUGUAAGUGGAAACGAUUGACAUCCACUAGAUGCAAACUUAGUCCUGCAAUGUACUUAUUGCAGUUUAUCUGGAACCACAAUAAUUUUACUAUAUAAUCGGGGGACUGGGACAUUGCCCCCAGAUCACGUCAAUCAGCUGACGUGGUCUGGGUGCCUACAGUGUCCAUUUAAGUCAUGGACAUGUAUCCAUCACUAAAAGUAACGGAUGGGAGUGGAGGGUGGUGACAUUCUUUCCUUGCAGGGUGCAAGAGGGGUCUGUAGUUCCAUUCCUGAUGAUUUGGCUGGGGAGUAGGAGAUCUUUGCAUCUGUCAGUUCACAUACAAUUUCCUUGACUCUGUAUUAUAAAUGGAGUGUCCUGGGUUGUAACAUCACAUUUUGGUGCACUCUGUGUAAUUGUGGCUCAUCUUUAUAGUAAAAAAUGUGGAUCAGAGUAUUUUGAAAAUGUGCAAAUGAGAAACAGUUACAGAAAGUUAUCUGCUUUCUAUUGUUUUUUUUGUUUUCCAAUUUCUUUUUUAUAAAUGUAUAAUUUGAAUAAUUUCUGUAAAAUAUAUCGGUAAAAGUCACGCUGGGAUUUCUCUUUAUAGUAAUUAUUUCAGUUUGUGUGACAUCUCAGGUCUUCUGCCAAUGCAGGACCUGAUUCUGAACAAAUACCCCUUGACGUUUCUGGGCCUUUUAUUGUGUUUGUUGUUACUUGCGGUGGAAAUAAAUUAAAAUUAGGCUGGUGUUUGGCAGGUAUAGAGAAAUGAUGGCAGUUUAAAGAUGGGAUCGGAAAGGUAUUUCAUUUAUCGGAAGGUUAAAGCGAUGAUCAGCCAUCUGAGAAACUUACAAUUAAUCUUGUAAUUACUAUAAUUACUCAUGUUGAUAUUAUUGCAACACGGCAGAAUGUGUAAUCAAACGAACAUUUUACUGAGCCACGCUCACACAAAGAAAGAGGCUUAGCGAUAUGAAUUAGCGAUAUUUCAGCAGGAGCGCUUUAAAACGCUAUAACCAGAUAUAUUAUAGGACGUUUUUAUUGGUCUAUGCUUUUUGUGGUCAGAUCAGAUUUAUUAAUUAAAUUCUAAAAAUGACACAAUCUUUUAUUUAAAUGGCAAAUUGCAGGUAACUACACCUCCGGCAGUAUCAUUUGGUGCCAUUAGCUAGUAAGGAACAGAAGUCCCAGGUUGGCUAAUAUUAAUUCUGUACAAAACUAGGGUCUGCAGCCAACAUGUACAGUGCGGUGGUGCCAGACAGACAAUGGUGGCACAGCCCCCCAGUUUUUUGGGUUGGAGUAAAAACUUAAUACUUGCUUGAAUUUUUCUCAUUUGCACUGUGUGUAGUGUAUGGUACUUGGCUCACUCAGCAGUGAUUUAAUAAUGGAAGAGUGCAUUGUUUGAGUGUUUGUCAAUUUAUUUUUGUGAUAUUAUUUCUUAAUAAAUGCAGAAGAUAUUUAAAAAAAAAGAAACAAGAAAGAGUGUACUCUUCUUGGUAAGCACUUUCUAAAUAAAUAAAUGAUGUGCAAGUAUUUAGAUGAGCUGUUUAUUAUUGCACGCAUAUUUUUGGCAUGUGUCAUGUCAGUGAAUAGACUGCUCCUUUAAUUUGCGUUGACAUUGUGAUCAGUUCAGUGGAAAUGUUUGGAGACAGUGUAUCUGUGAGCAUCCAUGUGUUCUUUAGUGUUCUGCUUCCGCUUGCCUUUCAUAUAGUUACAUAUAGUUACAUAGGCUGAAAAGAGACGGGUGUCCAUCAAGUUCAGCCUUCCUCAUAUUAGUUUUUUUGCUGUUGAUCCAAAAGAAGGCAAAAAAAAACAAAAAAAAACCCCAGUUUGAAGCACUUUCAAUUUUGCAACAAACUAGGAAAAAAAAUCCCUCUUGACCCCAGAAUGGCAGUCAGAUUAAUCCUUGGAGCAAGACGCAUUUUGCCUACAUUGAAAAAUUAUAUCCUUGAAUAUUCUGUUUUGCAAGUAUUAGGGAUCUACUGAUAUUGUUUUUUUCUGGAGCCAAUACCGAUACUGAUAAUCUGUGAACUUUCAGGCGGAUAGCCGAUAACUUACCGAUACCGAUAUUCUGUACAUUUACCGUUUUGAAAAAAUAAAUUAUUUCUACACAAAUCUACUGUUAACUGAACAUGUUUAUUAUUUAUUUAUUUUUUGCUAAUCUUUUUUUUUUAUUAAGGUAAAUGCACAAAAUAUACAUGCCGGUCAGAAUUGUUUGUUUUCAAGAAUAUAUGUGUGUGUAGUGGGUGCAGUGAGAGUAUUUGAUUAGUGAAUGCAGUGUGUGUGUUUGUGUAGUGGAUGCAGCGAGAGUAUUUGAUUAGUGAAUGCAGUGUGUGUUUGUGUAGUGGAUGCAGUGUGUGUGUUUGUGUAGUGUGUAUAAUGAAUGCAGUGUAGUGUGUAUAGUGAAUGCAGUGUGUGUUUUUGUAGUGUGUAUAUAAUGAAUGCAGAGUGUUUGUGUUUGUGUAGUGAAUGCAGUGUGUGUAUAUAGUUUAUGCACGAAUAUAUUUGUGUAAUGUUAUCACAUCCCCUCUGAAGCGAUAUUUUUUUAGACUAAAGAGGGUUAAAUAUAAAGGUAAAAUAUUCCAUUGCUUUUAUUAAUUUUGUAGCUCUCCUCUGCACUCUUUCUAGUGCCAUAAUAUCCUUCUUUAGAACAGGUUCCCAAAAUUGCACAGCAUAUUCAAGAUAUGGUCUUACCAGCGAUUUAUAAAGAGGCAAAAUUAUAUUCUCAUCCUGAGAAUGAAUGCCCCUUUUCAUGCAUGACAAUACCUUACUGGCCUAAGCCACUGCUGAUUGACAUUGCACCUUGAUGCAUAGUUUUCCAACUGCAUAGAUCCCAAGUCCUUCUUGUGUGUGAUUAUCUCUAAUUCGCUUCCAUUAAGGGUAUAAGUUGCUUGUGCAUUCUUGAUGCCAAAGUGCAUAACUUUGCAUUUUUCUACAUUAAAUUUCAUCUUCAAUUUGAGUGCCCAGUCCCCCAGUCUAUCUAAAUCCUUCCGCAGCAAAGUAAUAUCUUGCUCCCAUUGUAUUACUUUACAGAGUUUUGUGUCAUCUGCAAACACUGAAACACGACUUUCAAUGCUUUUUUCAAGAUCAUUUAUAAACAUGUUAAAUAGAAAUGGUCCCAGAACAGAACACUGAGGGACACCACUUGCCACCUCUGUCCAGCUUGAAAAUAUACCAUUAAUGACAACCUGUUGUACUCUAUUUUUAAGCCAAUGUUCUACCCAGGAACAAGAAUCUAUUGUGAGGAACCGUAUCAAAUGCCUUGGCAAAAUCCAAAUAGAUUACAUCCACUGCAACACCCUGAUCUAUACUUCUACAUACUUCUUUGUAGAACGCAAUCAAGUUAGUUUGACAUGACCUGUGCUUCAUAAAACUAUGCUGAUAACUAUGUUCUUCUCAAGGAAUUCUUGAAUAUUAUCCCUUAAUAACUUUUCAAAUACUUUCCCAACCACAGAAGGUAAGCGCUCAGGUCUAUAAUUUCCAGGAAUGGAUUUUGAACCCUUUUUGAAUAUAGGAACCACAUCUGCCUUCCUCCAAUCCUUCAGAACACUUCCUGUAAGAAAAGAAUACUGAAAGAUUAAAAAUAGAGGUUCAUUUAUUUCCACACUUAGUUCCUUAAGUAUUCGUGGAUGAAUACCGUCAGGCCCUGGAGAUUUGUUUAUAUUAACUAUUUACCUUCUUUAGUUGAUAGAGCACCUUGUCUUGAGUUAGCCAUAUACCUACUGCAUAUAUUCCUUUAAUUUUUUUCAUAUUAUUGUAUUACACUAUGGUCUAUAUUCUAUUUUACAGAAUUAAUGUAUGUAUAUUGUUGAUUUUAAAGUGGUAAAGGGCACACCACUUUGAGGUGUAUAGAGCUUCGUAUUGAUUAUCUUCCACACUGUGCACAUAUUUGUUAUAUUAAUUACAAUUUUUCUGCAUGCAUUUUUGCAGCAAUCAUUUGCAUAUCUUCCUUAAUGUAUACUUUCAAUACAGAGAAUGUGGUGUCAUCCUGCUCAGCACAGGAAGCAUCUCGUUUAUAGAGAGAUUUCUUUAAGGGAACACUAAAGAGUUAUGAAUACAAACCUGUUCUUCUAAUGCUUUGGUGUCCAUGUUCUCAGUUAUUGUGCCAUUCAGUGUGUGCCAUAAAAAUAAUAAAAUAAAGGAUUUACUUAUCUUCUUCCAGGGCAGAGUCUCCAUCAGCGCUGCUCACCUCUCCUCUUCCUGUGGCCUCCUACGGUGUGGUUCAAUACAUUACUCCUCAUAUGAAAAGCAUUGGGGACCUAAUAUGCAUGUGCUGUGAGUGCCAUGCAUGCAUGCAGGCAUCCCCUAGGAAAGCAAUGAAUGAAAUGUUGGGGGUAUGCAUCAUGUGACAGAGUUUUUACUUGCCCGUUGCAUCGGAAGCGCCUGCAGUGGAUUAGUUAUCGUUAGAGUAACAGCCAUUGGAGAUGUUUAACUAUUCAAUGUAAACAUUGCUGUUUCUGCAAAAUGGCAGUGUUUUCUAUUGAAUGGUUAAAUUGAGGGACCACUGUACCCAAACCACUGCAUUGAGAUGAAAUGUCCUGGAUGACUUUAGUGGUCCUGUAAUGUUCCAUGGGAGCCGUAUCUGAUUUUCAGUUAAAAUCACAGAUAGCAAUCAGACUCUUACAACAGAGAGAAACAUUAACCCUCCGAGUCCUGGAAGAAAGGUCUUAUUAUUUAUUUUCCUUUCCUAAUACUGCACAGCUAUAAACCCUGCAGCCUUCUUUUAGUGAGAUUGGGGAAAUAUUUUACUCUGUUCAUUAGUAACGCUUUGAGGAUCAAUUCAUUGCUCAUCGAGCAAAAGCACUAAAUGUAUGUUUGUGAAGCAAAAACUACCUGCGUGUGUUCUAAUCUCAGAACUCUCAAACAUUCCAUCUCCCAGCCAGCUUUACAGCAAGCGGCCCUAGUGAACUCAUGCAAAUAAUUACUUUAUUUAUCAUGAUUUCUCACUGAUAGGUGUGGAGUACUGUCAUCAUCCCUGGGAGUCUUCCGGGAACAUCCACAUAGCUGGAGGAAUUGUCAUAUUAAGUCCAUGCCACAGUAAUUGUGUGUUAGACAUGCUGCGUGCGUCCUGAUUGUCCACCUUUUCACUAUAGUAACCUCACUUCAGCUAAAUCAGUGGCCAGCCAUUUAGAUUCAAAUUGUUAACUCAGGUGCAUUGUUUUAUGUGUACCCAUCAUCCACUAGACAGGAGGAUGACAAGGUAACCUUCAGAUAAAUAUACACGUGAUCUCUAUUUUAUUAAUGAGAGAGCCACCAGCGUUUAAAGUAUAAAGUGUCCAAUUUGAAUAUUUUUGGAUAAACGUUUAAAAGAAUUUAGUACAUUGUAAAAUGUUUUAAUGUUUUGUUAUUUUGUGAUAUAUUGAUUUUUUUUAUAUACAUGAUAUAUUUUUGAAAAAAAAUAUAUUUUGCUAAAAAUCAUUUUAAAACACGUAUCUGAAAAUAUUACAUUUAUCUGAUAAACUUAUCCAAGAAUAUUGACUUGACCAUUGGAUGCUCCGUCGCGAUGUGUACCACAAACAGAUGCCCCCAGACUUUUAGGAUGGUCUCACACUUCAUAGAGACAAAUUAAGUCACAUGCACAGCCAUCGUGCGAAUACCAUAUUAUGUAGUCUUUACCCAGUAUGGAAUAGCGGUGGGAAAACAGAAUAAAAUUAAAGGUCUACUCGAAGCAUUGAUUUAAAGUGGUUAUGGUGUCUGGAGUCUGUGUGUUGCAUUGAAACAUUGUGCAUACCCAGAUUAACGCCUUAACUGCUGAUGAUGUAACUCCACCUUUAGCAGUAUUGUUAGCUAGCCCAGAAUAAAUUGGUUCAAAUGUGUGUCAGACCGCCAAUGGCGUUGGGGUUGGGGGGCAGGCCACUACAGAAAAGGUUACUACAACCAAAACCAGUGUAUUAUGAAAACACGUUUUUUUGGUAGGAGUAAUCCUUUAAAUCUAUGCAUUUGCUUUUAUAUCGGCUGCUGUGCUGUAUAGAUGGAUUUAUUUGAGGUUUGUUACGUUUAUUGUUCAAAUACUCUCCUUCCCAUCAGAAAGGGAGGUUAUUUGCUUUUGUGUAACAUUGUAUAUUUUCUUUUUGUUUAUAAUGUCCAAGCUGCAAUGUUUUAUGUGAGCCACACGAGGCAGCUUUUGUUCCUCCAGAACAUACAGCUCAGAGAAAGGACUUUCACUUCUGUAGAUUCUAAUGCAAUCUGAAACCUCUGAUUUAUUAUUCAGUAGCCCUGCAUAUUAACUUGCAUAUUAAAUAAUCAUUAUUAAAUAUUCCUUUUUUAAAUGUAUAAAUACAUCACAUUUAUAUAGUCUGCUCCCCUUUUCAAGCAACAAGAGUGCUGAUUCUAAAAAACAAAAAAAACAUAUUAAUAUAUAUUGUUUAAAUGUUAUAUUACACGUGUGCUUACAGAUAUUUUAACAUACAGUUAGUAAAGCUUAAUUGCACCAAAUUAAUAAACAUGAAAUGAAAUUUUUCAUGUCAGGUUUAUUAAUACUCCUGUUUUUAUAGAUCUGGGGAUAGUUAAAUAUUAUUUUUAGCAAAUUACAUGUUAUUAUUUAUAUAAUUAUUAAGGUAAAUCAACUAAUAGCUGAAAUUUAAAUUUUAUAUAUAUAUAUAUAUAUCAUAUUUUGCCUGCUUUCACAAACACAUGCUCUCAGUCUUGGAUUUUGUUGGAACCAGCCGAAAAAUAGACAGAUUCCUGGAUUUGAGAAUAUUUGAAUGAUUCGCUAUUGAUGAAACUGACAAACCUUUGCUUGCUGAGUCCUUUAACCCUUAAGAAACACACCAUGAAUUCAUAGAUAGGCAGCAUAUUUAGGGUUAUUAACUACGGUAUGCGCAGUCGUGAAUUCAAAGUGAAUUUCAAGUUGCAGGCCAAAAUAUCCAAGUGGAAAACUAACUAACUUUUAAAUAUUUCCGAUUUCACUAUUUGGUUUUAAAUUUAAAAUUCACUUUGAAUUAAAGGAACACUAUAGGGUCAAAAACACAAGCGUGCAUUCCUGACCUUAUAAUGUUAAACUUACUAUUUUGUGCUGCCUGGAUCAAAGGAUGAAAUGCUGCCCCCCUUACCCUCAAACCCACACUGUGCUGUGGCAACAAAGGCCUCCACAAUUCCUACUUCAUGCCAUUUACUGCACUACUUGCCAACAGAAAUCCCAAAGUGCCUUUUGUGGCUUUUAAUCAGCAGUAGAAUUGUCCUGUAAGGCUGCAGCACCAAACCUUGUGUGUUAGAGACACAAAUUUGGCACCUGCCCCUCUGCCAGUCAUCCCCCACCCCUCGUGAUUUCGCAAAUAGCAGCUGCUGCCCCUAUUACAGCUUACAGAAAAGGGUGUUUUCCUACACGGUUUAGAAUAAUGACAAGAGCAGCAAUAUUGUUUAUCUGCUUUCCUAUUGUCAAAGAAAUUAAACUGUUGCUGGCGUAGUGAAAUGUAUUGGGCUUAAAUGCUGCUCACUUUGAAGCUGUGACAUGCUAUCUCACAUUUCAGGAUUGACUGUAAAUGACAAAUUACAGUAAGCACAGAUCGUACUUUAUCCCCAGAUGUAGAAUACAUUUCCAUCAUCUCUCCUGUGUUUUUCUCUGUGCGGAACUUUCUUCAUUAUAAUUAAUUUUUUAAAAAUGAGAUCAUUGACAUCUUAAUAUAUUUAUUUUUAUGUAGACACUACUUACUUGUAUUGCAUAUGUAACCCUUUUAGUACACCGUUCUAAGAGAUAAAAAGCCAACCAUGUAUUAUUAUUAUUAAUAUUAUUAUUUAUAAAGAGCCAACACAUUUUGUAACCCUGUACAAUAGUUGGACUAACAAACAGGUAGUUUCAACAAGCCCAAGAUGGACGUACAGGAACAGAAGCAGUUGAGGCCCCUACUUAAACCAGCAGUUGGAAUACUUAACACAUAGCUAACAUGCCCAGGUAGGACAAACCCAUCCUAUCUAUAGAUAUUUUAUAAAAUACCAUAGGUACCUAACUAAAAUAAAAAUGGUAAAACACCCCACUGAUCAGUAUGUAUAAGAGGCGGUCUAAACACCACAACCACUAGAACCUUUUGUAGCGAUAUGGUGUUAUUGCGGCUUUGAGCUCUGUCCCAUGUUUUUGGUGAACACCUGUUCCCUCUGCAGCUGCACUGAGACUGCGUCAGGUUUCUAGGUACCGGCUACAAGGCCGGCAGAGACUUUGGGAGUUUGUGAUUAAAUCAGCUUUGUCUAAUGGGUUGGAGAGUUUCUCUGACAUUCUUUACUUGUAUGAACACCCGAUGUAUGAGGACAAAUGGACAGCUUAAUUUAUUGUAGGUAUCAGGGCACUUUACCGAAAAAAUCAUUCUAAAUAUAAAAGUACAGCCAAAUCGGACAUAACGUAUCAUUGUAGGGUUAUGUUGAUGUGACUAUUCCGACACUGUCCCCCUGUAACCUGGACACCCUGGAUGGUUUGAGAGAGCAGGGCUGACCCAUCCAGUGUGGAUUACAUGGAAGACGAUAAUGGGAUGUGUUAAUUCUGCAUUAUCGAUUUGGCAGAACUGGGGGCAGUCUGGAAAGAUCUCUUGGUUUAUAUCAAACCAUUCCUAAAUGUUAUUAUUUAACCGGGGAUGGGGCCAGGACAGUUAACACAGUUUGGUGCUAAGACUGCUGUAAAAGUAGAUAAAAAAUAAAAAAAACAACUUGUAAGCAUAGAUUCAGGGAUACAAUGGAGAACUUAAGGAUUUUACAAAAGGUCAUAUUGAUCUUAAGAAACUUAAUUAUCUCUUUGCGGGACAGUUGCUGAAAUGUCUUUUUGUUAAAUGUUUAAUUUUUUGACCCUAGUGACAUGUUUGAAGUUUUUGCAUUAUGUGAUUCCAAUCUGCCAGCACAACGCAAUUGAAAAAAACAAUAGUCUAUCCUGGGGUUAAUUUAAUCUUAUUAUUAUUUUUUUUCCUUUAGUUUAGCAUUAGUUUUAAUGAAGCAAUACUUUAUCCUUAAUAAAAGUAUUCAACUUUAUUAAAAUUGAUCAUUUAAAUAGUAAGCAUGCGAUAUUUCCACAUUAGCGGUGACUGGAAUCUAAGCAGUAUAUGCAUAUUAAAAUAAUAUUAAAAUAAUCAUUCAUGUGAUUGCUGUACCGCAUCACUAUAUCAUUCUUCUUAGCCCCACCGUUCCGCAUACUACAAUACUACAAGAAACAGUAUUGGAGUAGAAGAAGUUACAGUUGUACAGAUGAAUUAUUAUUAAUUAAGGUAUUAGGAAAUUAACAUAAGUCUGUUUUCUGUCCGCAAUCAAAUCAAUAUUUCUAUUAGUUUAUAGUUUGAUCUUGGCUCAAAAAUAGCAUUCAGAUUCCUCCGGGGACCAACAUGUUGUUACCCUACAUAGUAACUAUUAUAUCCAAGAAUAAAGACUUUUUUUUUUAAAGAAAAGAUCUUCUUCACAAUCUGAUAAAACAACAAUUUUAGGCAUAUAGUUUUCUAUCUUGAUUGUCCUUAGCGUAAAAACUCUUUAAUUUGCUCUGGAUCGAAUAUUCUUUCUUCUGUAUGGGUGAGAUAUCGGCCCCUUGUACAGUCUUGUUAAUGAGCAGGUUACAAUUGAGCUGACUGUAUGUUUGAAAUGUAACUAUUCUAACUUACGAACAAACUUUGGGUUGUAAAUUUCAAAUAGUAACAGACACUUGGAAUUCUUUGUAGAAAUACCCCUACACCCCCCCUUAAAACAAACAAAACAAAUGUUUUUAAUUAUGUCCUUAUUCCUCACAGCUGCCUGUGUAUUCUCUCGUCUUUUGAAACAAAAUUUUCUUUCAAAUGGAAAAAGCGCGGAGCCUUUGAGUAAAUCACACAAUCUAGUUUAAUCUGUUUCUGGAAAACCUACAUCCAUGCUGUGCUAUAUUAAAAUGAUUUCAGAAUGAAAAAAAAAAAUCCAAUUUCAGUAAUGUAUAUAUAAUCGUGGAUCUCUUUUAUAAUUAUAUAUAGUAUUCGUAAUUGCUUCCAGAUGUAGCAGGAAAAAGCAAGAGUUUGUGUGUGUGUGUGUGUGUAUAUAUAUAUAUUUUUACAGUAUAGUGGAGAAUUCCUGCUUCCCUUUAUUACCUAAUCAUUUUACUCCGCAUGUGAGGUUAUACCAGGUGACCUGCAUUGUAGACUAGUAAAAUGACACAUAUUUAUCCGAAUGACAUGGACAGUGGAACAAACUAAUGCUUUUCUAUUUUGGUUUCAAACGCGCUUUGCUCGUAAUGUUACACUGAAGACCUCUCUCUUUCUGGUUUUCAUAGCUCCAUAGGCAAUUGGCUUUGAAGAGUAUUGUAAGUAAAGGGGUAGUGUGGAGAUCUAAAUAACCUGUGUGCGAAUUUAAUGAGGCUACCUGGCAGGAUGACAAAUUGGUUCCUCUCACUUUACUUCAAAUCUGUGUAAUGAACAGGACAUUGAGGAAAUUACACAGAACUUACAGUAAAUUCUGUAAAGCCUGGUUUAUAUUAUAUUAUAUUGAUGCUACCAUAAUCACGGUUUGCCCAGGUUAAUAUGACUGUGUGAUGAGUGAUAAAAGGGAAAAAUAAAUAUUUCUUAAGCCAAAAAAGUACAUGUACAGAUAUGGGUAAUAGCAUUUUGGGUUUUGGUCUCAUUGAUAUGCUGUGUUCUGUUUGCAUGCUCAAAUAUUAAUGUUUUUUUGCAAAAUAAAUGAAUAAUAAGCCUGCCUUAUCAAAAGUAUGCACACAGCUCAGCCCCAACAGAACUGAGUUGAGCGGUUUUUAAUUCACAACCUGGCUGCAGACAGUCAGAGAAACUACAAACCGGUAGUGAUAUCCUUACUAUAUGUCUCCCUGGGUGUCCUCUCCUUCUAACGCAGGUUGUUUUGUAGUUCAGAUCUGAAGUCAGUGACUGAGCUGUGUACGUACAUUUCAUAAGGAAGCCUUUUUCUGGAGUGAGGGGGCGUGGCUAAAGAGGCCGGCUUAUGGUGCAGCAUUUUUUUUUUGUGUGCAAAAACUAUAAAGAUUUGUAUUGGUGUAUAAGUAAUAUAAAUUUAUAUUGUAUUGGUACUCAGAGUAUUCCUUGAAAUGGUCUCAGCAGUGCACAAUGUAUGAGUGUUCAGGUGUGUCCAGCCUAAUAUGUUAGUUUGGCGGCUAGGCUGAUGGGAAUAGUGACCCAUGUAGGAACAGUUUCAUAGGAAGGGCUGUGUUUUUGUUAUCAUAAAAAAUGUUGGUUUGUGCUAUAAAGUUAUGUAUUACCUUUUUAACCUCAGAAUAGACUGAGUGAUAAGACAAAAGCAACAAAAUUUUUUUACCUGCACACUAUCCCAAAUCUCUAUGCAAUUGUACUCCAGCAGCUGAUGACUCCAACUUUCACAAUGCAACAUAAGUGGAUCCAGAGCCCCAUCUUGGGAGGAGCACUUUCUUUAUAGCUUUUAUUUUCUUUUUCUUUUUUAGACUAUUUCCCGAGCCACACAGGAAUCCACUGCAUGUGUUUUCCUCACCCAGCGUCCUCCUGUCAUGUGUGCUGAGGACAAUGUAUUCAGAAUGACACACAAAGAGAGAAAUGUGUCCACCCGAGGCCAGUGCUGGAAUUAUAAAUACAUUAAAAUGUGCACCUAUUGAAACCUUUAAUAUGUGUCUGGCUAGUAAAGGGGCAUUAUUUACUACAUAGUCAAUUAUUGCAAGUUGAAAAUCAAAUUUCGGCUACAAUAACUGCGUUGGACAAGGUUUUUUUCAGCUCAGCUAGCUUGGGCUAAAUUUCACAAUUCCACUUUCACAUCGGCACAAUUCACUAGUCGGCUGAUGAACCCAAGAUUGUGGAGAUCCAGUUAUUAACACAUUAAAACCAGGACUCCUAUGCUAACGAUGACCGAUUCCCUCUAAGAACAAUCGUCUUGAGACUAAUAUUGCAAGACAAACAUAUGUCUCCUAAUUACUCAGAAAUAUAUAUAUAUAUCUUUUUAAACCGAGACAACUGCUGCUGACUUAAAUAAAUAAUACCAUUUCUAUUUACACAACAGAGAUACAUUUCCUUAGCAGCGAGCAAUGUGUCAGAGAUGAGUUUAAGGGCUUUAUCAGCCUAAGGGUAUUAUUAACAAAAAGAACAUCUAUGCAGUAUUAAAUAUUAACGUAAGUCUAAUAUCGUCUUCAAAAGAGAAACGGAGUGUAGCAGCUGAAAACAAAGUCUCUGUAUCACAAUGAGGGCAUUUUAACGUAAUCAUGUUUUGCGUUCAUUGAAAUGAUGGAGCGUAUCCCAUGGGGAGUCACAGCUAUCCUGCCCUUAAGCUUUUUUUACAUUACUAGCGAAAUUGAAUACACUUAGCAAUAAGCAUGUGUUCUUUCGUGCACCAGGCAAAUGUUUAACGCGAGCGUGGUGAUGGGGUUUUAUAAAUUUUUUACAUUAGGUUUUUUCUUUGGUUAUAAUUAUUUGAGAGCAGUUUCCAAAACAUUUAUAAUUAGGUAGCAUUCCCUACCACAAGAAAAACCUACUCUGACAUUGUCAUACAGGAGCAUAUGCUGUCUUCAUGGGAAUAUUUGGGUUUAAAUGUUCCACGUUCUCCGUGCAAUGUGCUUAGGUUACAAUAUCCUAUCACCCAAAGAAUGGAGUAUUUUAUAAAAUACCAUUUUCCAUUUCAUUACAAUGUUUCCUAUUUUCUGUCCAUUCUUUGUUUGUGCUUAGGCCACCUAGUCCUUGACCACCUUGUAAGGUCCCACAGAGCACAAAAAUGUUAGACUGUGCAACAAAUCCCAAAAUACCUCAAAGUAAUAAAUGAGUAAUACAUGUAUAUAUGCAUCUGUGAAACUUCAUCUUAGAAUGUACAAGUUAGAGGGAAUUAUCCCAAGUGAGCAGACAAACAAUAUAGCGUUAAGAAUACAAAUGUGUAUUUCCAAUACUACAGUACCCUUCUAACUAGUUAGGUUAUCGGCCGCUCUGUGAAGGAGAAAGAUGAUUUUAUGUUGCCUCUGUGCUGCCCUCCCACCUCCUUGUCUGAGACAAUCAAGAUAUUGGAAAGCAUUUGGAGGCUAAUGCGCAUGAGUGGCGCAUGCUGUGUGAAUCCGAUGGCAGCCACUAGCUGCAUUUAAACCCUGCAAUUAAAACAUUGCCAUUCCUGCAGAACACAGUACCUUACAUUGGUGGGUUAAGCAGACUUGGAUAUGGCACCCAGCCCACUUCAUUGAGAUGAAAUGGUUCGGGUUUCUAUAGUGUCUCUUUAAAGGCAAACUAUGGCACCCAGAUCACUUCACCUCAUAAAUGUGGAUUGUCCCUGUUUUAGAGAAACUACAAUGUUUACAUUUCAGUGUUAGAGACCGCCUGUAGUGGCUUUGAGAAUUGGAAUUGAAAAAGCGAGUCAGAUGGUUAAAGGAAAAAAAGGAGGCAAAAGGGAGCAGGAAAAUGAGACGAUAGUUGGAAACGGAAGACCGGUCAGGUGAUGGCUUUUUAAGUACGGGUACGAUUGGCAUUGUUUAAGGGGAGUAGGGACAAUGCUAGAGGAGAACAGUUGUAGAUAUGUGUUAACAAUGGCACAAGACAGGGAGACAGAGAUCUGAAAAGGUGAGAUGAGGCGGAGUCAAGUAGACAAGUGAUGGGGCGAGAGCAAUGGAGAAGGCCUGAAGGGUAGAAAAGGCAUGGUCUAAGUGCAGCUGAAAGAGAGAAGCGAAGGGGGGAGAAUUCUUUCCUUAACUGACUUUUACAACAUUUGUAGAUCCAGCACAUCUCGAGAGCCUUUAGCUGGCCAUCUCAGAUCUACUAAAAGGCAAAUAAUUGAGCUGCAACGCCAGGUAUCGUUUUUAACCUAAUUUAAAGGUCUUUGACAAGCUUUAGAAAGACCUUGAAUUCCUUUGCCUCCUUCACUAGAACUCUAGUGUUGAGGCUCAAUUAUUGGUCUGUUUGCUGUUGGAGGCUAUUGUAAGGAGUUGUGACGAGACCAAUCUCACCACUGUGCAUUGGAGAAGCCUGGUUGCCCGCCUGCUGCCUUUAGACUAUGGCCCCAUGUUGAAACUCUUGAUUUUCCCCUUGAAGGACACUAAAGCCGGGUCAUUCGGUACGUGCCCUAUUUGAACAUUGAUACCCCAGAUAGCUAUGCCAUGGAGCCCAUUCGUAUAACGAAAGACUAUGUAAAAGACUUUGGCUCCAUGGCAAUUUAACUGUAUGUAUGUGAUCUGAGCGCCAUUCAGUAAUAAUGUGCGCUCAGAUCUAAGCUAUCUGGGAAUAUUUUGAAUGUACCUGUUUUAUGCAAUAGCUGCACAGUUAUAUAUUUUAUGUAUUUUAUUGUCUUUUGCUACCAUGUGUUCAAUUGAGUUUUGCCUCUGUCCUUGGAGAUAAUUGGAUUACUUCCCAAUUAUCUCCAGGAUAGAAGACUCUGUGGAACUGGUUUUGGGCAGAAAAGUCAUGCUUCAUUUGGUGACAAAGGAUUUCGAUCUAUUUUUUGAACCACCGGACCAAUUUGGAUGAUUUUGACAUAUAUUUGUAUUUGGAGUAUGCUGAUUCUGAAAAUGUAAAUGUAAAUGUGAAUGUGAUGCAUACUUUUAAAGUUAUGAAUAAUGUGGAAAAACUGUAUUUCUCUGCCUGUGAUAAUUAAAUUAACCCAUUGUGUAAGGUAAUUGUAUCACAGGCAGAGGGUAGGAUUUUGUGUGGGAGUGUCUGAGUGUAUUGUAUGUGUUUAUUGGUUGUUUUACAAAACCCUGUGGGUGGUACUAAUGUGUAAGAAUGUGUAUAUAAGAACAAUAAACCCACAGCUCUGUCUGUUCCUGUUUUGACCCUCAACAUGGAGCCUUGUCUCGUUCUUGGGGGGAUUUAUUGUAUGCUGUUCCAGUUGGACUGCUAGGAGUGUAAACCUUUCGUAUGGUUUUUCCUAUUCGACUUUUUACAGCAUUCAUAUGUUUGAGAGUAGUGAUGUCCAGAACGGUUCGCCGAACGGUUUGCGAACGGUUCACCACGAAUGGUUCGCCGCGGACUCAUCAUUGAGUAAACUUUGACCCUGUACCUCACAGUCAGCAGACACAUUCCAGCCAAUCAGCAGCAGACCCUCCUUCCCAGACCCUCUGGGAGGGAGGGUCUGCUGCUGAUUGGCAGGAAUAUGUCUGCUGACUGUGAGGUACAGGGUCAAAGAUUACUCAAUGAUGAGUCUGUGGCGAAUCGUUCGUGGUGAACCGUUCGUGAACCGUUCGGCGAACCGUUUGGGACAUCACUAUUUGAGAGCAUUCGUAUGCUUCUCCGGUUCGGUGGAUUGGUGUCUUUGGUAGCUGGCUGUGUAUCUGGAAGGGGAAUAUCCUCUAAAUGGCGGUUUAACCCCUUUUAUGCCUGGGGGUGCCGUUACAGGAGUCUCAGGAGCUUGCACCCAGUUGAGCUCCUCAGAGUUCUAGUCUACCUUAGCAACUUCUCAACUAUCCCAGAUCUACAUCUGACUAAACAGCAUUAGCUUCCAGAGAUAUUGUCAGUGGAAAUGCUCAAAAGCACAUUGUCAGCAUCUUUACUUAACCUCCUAAUCUAUAUUUUAGACAACAUAUCCUUUUUUUUAGGGAAUACAAAGGUUUUAUUUAGACACUGUACUAAAUAGGUGAUGGAAGCUGUUAUUCUGUCCUUAAAUAUUUAUCUCUAAAAGAGACAUUAGCACUGCAGUCGUAUUUGCAAAUACAUUGAUUUUAUAUUAGAAUUAAGCAGAUUCCUAAUGCUGAAACUCACGUUUUAUAGUCAGGCCUCGUUCCUUUGCUAAGCACUUGAUUAAUUAGGCGAUAGUAACUUUCUGCUCUAACCGAUCUUCUUGCUGUGUUGAAUUCAUUAUCUCGGGAGAAGGGGAUGGGGUGAUGGCUUUAGGAAUACGGUGAUGCAUGUUGUGUUUGUGGGACCUAUGCAUUAUUCUCUGUGUGAAAAAGAGGUAAUUACGGCCAAACUGAAUUAAUAUUCCUUGUUAGAAACUGACUGAAUUCACUAAUACUUUAAAAAAACAAAACUAUCUCUGCAACAUACUUUUUGAUUAACUAUACAAUGUAUAUUUUCUGGUAGUCUCUAACAACUAUAUAUAGCCCAGCUGCAUAGUUCCUUUACCAUGUGUAUAUUAAACCGGGGGGCAGUCUUUCUGCCCUUGACGCAAUAAUUUUCUUUGUAAAUUAAGUAAAUCCAUUUGUUUAUUUCUGGAUUUAUUUAUGGAUUCUGUCUUUACUUGAGCGUUACUGGGCUGCCAUGAUUACUACGCAGUCAUUUUUUGAAAGCCUUAUAUAUUUUCACUAUACAUUGCUUUUCUCCAUUAUUUUCUCACCAACCCUGCUUCCUUUUCUUCAUUUGUCAAGCAAACCUUACUUAUUCUCCUUUGUGUUUUCCUUUCCAGAAUUGUGCCUUAUUAGUAACAUUCUGGUUAUCGUUACUGAGCAGAAAUAACAUUUGUGUGUUUGUGUGAUUUUGAAAUGACGUGUCUGCUUCUGUACUUAUUCAGGAACUCGAGUGUCUUUAAUGAACAUCCCAAUAUGAAAAUAAUAUGAGUAUAUGGGCUUAUGACCACAUAAAGUUAGUGCCGCUUCUGGCUAAAUUCAGAAACUAGUAGUGUACAUGGCAUUGCAUGCUACUAUUGCAGUCUGCAAAGAAGCCCUGUAGUGUGACCAUAAACCUCCCAGAAGAUGACGCUGCUCAGAAUAUUCAUUAUUUUCUAGACUUACAUUCUCAGAACAUUCGUUUUUGGUUUCUAGUCUAAAAUCUUACAACAUAUGCUUACAUUUUGUUUCCUUGUACAUGGUGCAAAAAUUUUACAUUUUCACAUUGACUAUUAAAUCAGGUUUUAAAAUUAUAUUCUUUUGUCUUUUUAUUUCAGUGAGAAGUUGGAUGGAAAAACUGAAAGACAAGGUAAGGUUGUCUCACAUUAAAAUAUAAAAGUAUUAUUUUCUAUAGAGACAAGCCCUUAACACCCUGUGACAAUGCAAGUUUCAUCUUUAGAUAAGCUCAGCUAGAGAAAUGGAGGCACUGAUUGUUUUCUGUGUUUGUGUCAUGAUAGACACAAAUCCUGUUGGUAGCAGAGUGUCUUAUAAUAUGAAUUUUUAAAUCUAAUCUUAGUUGAAACAAUGAGGCAAGAGUUAAAGGAUAUCAAGGUUUGUAUCUACAGCAUGGUGAUAUUUCUAACAUCAAACAAGAACUAUUAAUGUCUUACACAAUGUGUCUGUGUGGGCCUUAUACACAAGAAAACCAGUGGUGAACAAUCGUGAUUUUUUUUAAUUUAUUUUUUUCUAGAAAGUGUUCUCCCAUUUUGGAUUGGCACGCAGACAACCGGACAUAAAUUUGUGUGAAUGAAUGUGUAAUAAACAGCUCAAUGUCACAUUUGUUUUAAAAUAACGUUUGUGUCAAAUAUUGAUUCAAUCUAGAUCAAUUAACCAAUGGGGGGCAUCUGAGACAAUUUUUUCCCCCAACAUUUCUUUUUCCCCUUUAAUAAAUAUGCAACUCCGGUUUAGUGGUAUAUACACAUACCUGUCAUUUAAACUGGUCUGCUCCACAGGAUGUGAAAUUUAAGACAGGCAGUGCAUAAUGUUCAGACAAUGUCCAAUGUGGAGCCAAAAUCAUCCUCUGCCUGUCACGGUAAAAAUGUUUUCCCGGACAACUGUACAUUCCGCUCUAAUGCACUCGAGUGAUAAACCUCUAGUUCUGCUCUGCAACGUGGACAAUCUCUCACUCCUAUUCUCUAAACUGAAUCGUGGGAAAUUAAAAGAGAAUUCUGUUAGAUUUUUAAAAUUUCAGGCAAGAUUGAAAAGACGGUCUAUGUCAGCUAUGUAUAUUCUUUGAAGUUAUAUUGUUAGACCGCUUAUUUUGACCCAUUAAUAACAGUAACUAUUCCUAUUUUUCUGACUGUUAUAAUUUCAAAAUAUAGAUCAAAAUAGCUGAUCUAUAAAAAAUAUAAAAAAAUCACCAUUUAAGCAUUAAUCAAAUCAUAACAAAGGUCGAUUUUUUUACUUAUCUGAAUUAGCCCAUGUUAGUCUAGAGCCCAUAUAAUAUAUAUAUAUAAUGGCGUAUGAACACCAACCUGCUCUAGUGGUACCAUUGAUCAAUAAAGCGAUGUAUCUGCUAUAUCUAUAAUUAGCACUGGUUCUUGAUAAAUGUAUUGGGCACACGGUAGCUACUUACUGUCACUGAAACGUUGCGCUUUAUAAUUAAACAAUGAGAGACAGUUAACUUUGGUGCACUGCAGAAUAAUCUGCAUACCUCCCAGCCACUUGAUAUAUUCGUGUAGAUAUUUUAAGGAAUAAUUUGUCCCAAGAAAGAGAUAUAUUGUAGCUUAUUACAAUGCUGCACAGAGGAGAUUAAAAGUAUCCCAUGAUCUAUGGAAAUAAAAAAAAAAGCAUAAAAAAUAAACUAUAUCUUUAUAUUUCAAACAAAUUAUCAUACAUAAAAUGACUUUAAAAUGGCACGCAAUAGGUGUGAAGAAGAGGAAUUUUUAGAUAAUCUAAUGCAGCAACUCCCAUCUUCCUCAGCCAGGGCAGGAUAUGUGAGAAAUAUAAUGCAUCAAUUUAACUUUUUUUUUAUGUAAGAGAAAUUUAAGUAAAAUUUCAAUAAAUGUUUGCCCUCUAAUGUUUUUUACUGAACUUUAUGAUCAUUUCUCUGCUUUCAUCAUUAACCUUAAAAUUCAUUCUUAACCCCUUCAUUACCAGGCCAUCAGAAAACACUUUUUAUCUUGACAGUGACAAAAUGUUGUUCUUGAAUAUGUUAAACAUUGUUAAAAAAUAGCUCACAUUGGACCUUUUAUUUAAACAAACAGAUUUAAAAUAAUAUACCCAGCAGAAUAAUGGUACUUUUAUUUAGCUGCGCAAAUUGUUUAAGUCGUAUAAAAUUCGGUUAUUGAGUUGGGAAAUUUUGAUGGAUUGGGUAAUUGUUACGGUGACCAAACACAUCAAUUGGCAAGUUAUGUAAAAGUAAUUGAUUUUAAGACACUGUAUUUUUAUUCGGUAGCAGCAUAAUGAUAUGUACGAAGUGUGCUCUUAUACACAAGUAGUGUACCUUCCAAUGAAUCCUUAGUUUAACUUUGAAAAUCUAUUUGUAUACAAUUUAUCCCGAUAAUAAGACUCUUACAUUUUGUGUUUACGCUUCUUUGGGUUCACAUGAUUGUCUUCCUCCUUUUGUUAAUCAUUCAAUUCAGUGUUCCACUUAUUGUCACCACAUCUCGCUUUUCCAUUUCCAACAUGGAAUUGUUCUUAAGUAUUGACUGAGCCCCAGCUGUCCUAUUGUAGGGGUUGUCAAAGUCCAUUAUCCUGCUCCCAUCUGCUCCAUGAUCCAUGCUAUCCCCUAGGUAGAAACCCAAUGAUUGUACAUUUUCUGCAGCUUUUAUAGAAACCGACUGAUAUUCCGUUCAUGUUGAAUCUUUCUAACUUUUGUUUUUACAAAGUUUAACAAAGUUACUCUUCGUUGGAAUAGUGUGAAAUAUUGGUCACAUCCCACACUUUCUGUUUGGUGAUGUUUAAAACCUAGAUCAUUGGUAUUAAUAAAGAUGUAGUAGGGGAGGUAAAUGGUGUGUGUUCUGAAUGACUGAUCAGUUGUUUUAAGUCACUCAAAUAUAAUGCAGAGGAUACGGUGGAACGUGUACAUAUUCAAGACGUGCUUUCCUUUUUUUUGUCUCUAUUGUAGUUUUGGCAAUAUGGUAAUGUCUUUAAGACUAGUGUUAUUCUUAAUACAAAGCCAAGUUUGUUUUUGCGUUUCCCUUUCUUCAUUUAAAGUUUUAUUGAUCUGGAAUCCUUCCCAGUAUGGAUUUAGAUGACUCAGUGAAAGCAUUGUUUCUGCCCAAUCUUCAUAAAAAUGAAACUGUUAGUAUAUAAAGAUCUAUAUCAGACUGGUCUAAGCCCACUGUCAUGGCCUGGGAAUAAUUUACUUGGUGACAAGAUUUUUGGCAGUAACAAUAUAUAGUUUUUUUUGGCUCCAUUAGUAAGAAUUAAAUACAGGAAUGACUGUGGCAGAUCUUUGUCAUAAGACAGUUUAGUACAGUCAGUUCUAGUAAGGAGACAACUCUGAUGGAUUUUCAAGUCCCUUUUCUUGGUGAUCAAGGGCUGAGAGGGCAAACAGCACAAAUAUGAGGUCUGUCCAGCCUUUGUUAAUAUAACAAAUGGUUUGUGUGACAUCGAUGUAACCUGGCAGCCAAGGAAAUUUCCUCAAGAAGGUCAUAACCGGAGAUGAAUCAUGGGUCUAAGGCUAUGAUCUGGAAAUGAAGGCCCAGUCCUCCCAAUGGAGGUUUCCUGGUUCUUCACAUCCAAGGAAAAUGUGGCAAAGUCACUGCAAGAUCAAGACUAUGUUAACUAUGUUUUGUGAUUGGCAAGGUGUUGUCCAUCUCAAGAAUGCUUCUACAGCAACUUCUGGCUUUUCCCAAAACUAAAAUCACCUUUGAAAAGUAUGAAAUUUCAGACUGACAAUGAGAUUAAGGUAAAUAUGAAGAGGCAGCUGGUGGCGGUUCCAAAAAAGUAUUUUGCAGAGUAUUUUGAACAGUGGAAGACUCACUGGGAGAACUGUGUGAGGUCCAAAAAUACCUACUUUGAAGGGGACUGAGGCAUCAUUGUACUAUGUAAAAUGUUUCUUGUAUCUUGUAUGUUCAAUAAAUGACUCUAUUUUUCAUAUUAUAUCUUUCCGGACAGACCUCGUCUACCAAGAGGAAACCUAUUCACAGUUGUGCCACAAAUAGGAAAACAUAAUUACUAACUUCAGAAUAGUAAUCCAAUUUCUCCUUGGAUCAAUUAGCUAUUAAUACUUGACCUAUUAGCUGCCAUAAUACUGAAUGCCCCAUUUUCACAAACAAGAGAAUCUAGACAUUUUCAAGAAUCUUUGGAAACUGAUAACAUGACCUCUGUGUAGAGCAUUUCACAUCUUUUUUGUCCUAACUGUUAAUAACAUUUUGCUCUGCUUUUGGAGAAAUCUUUUUCAUCAAAUAUCAAUAUGGUAGUCCUUGUUGCCAGGAGCAGUUUGUUUUACCGCCAUAAGUAGAAUAUGAGCUGCAGAGUACACACUUGCAAAGUUACUUUCCUGAAGUGUCUUCUAUAUAUUUUAAACACAAUGAUUGAGCACAAACCCAGUUUCCAUAUGUGUAUUGUUCUGCUGUCCAAUGGACAUGUCCAUCAACUUUCUAAGUGCUUGCAAAAUGUUAUCAGCUCUGUGCUCCUAUAAGACCACGAAGAUGGAACAACUGUUACACCUACUACACCCCGAUACAGAUUGCAUAUAGAGCACUAAGUGAACUGCCUAAAAUUCUCAUUACCUAGAGGAGACCAGAGAGGGCAUUAUGUUCCUGCUGAAGGUGGUGUGUGGGUGAAGGCAGUUUCGAAAAAGCACUCAGUGCAGUUGCAGACUUGACAUACCUCCCAUUGCAUCAAUUAGUGAUACUUCUACUAGUCCUGCUGUUGCUAGGUGGUGAUUGCUCAGUAGGGCUGGUGCUGGCCCCACUAUACACCCACUUGGCAAAAACCUCUAAAUGUAAUUGAAAGACUAUAACACUUCCCUGGCCCUCUGUUCCUUUUCCCCUCCAUAGAGUCCAGCCGACACUCAUUCAUGUCUAUUUGCAAGUUAUUUCCUGAAUUGCAACAUACCGAACAAGUCAGCAGAACGUCUCAUAGUUCACCCUGGAACUCCAGUCUGCUUACCCAGAGUACUUUUUUCCGGUUAACUUGCCCUUCAGUUUUCAUACCUUAAUACCAUAGCACUCUUUGGAUGGGAGCAUACAGUUGGGAGAGGAACAAUCUCCACACAGAGACCCAGUUAAAAGACCCGCCAAUACCUCUAACUGCCUGGACAUGUUUUCGGCAAGAGACCAUGCCAACGGUCAGUCAGAACUUUAACGGGUUAGUGUUUGGCCAAAUCCCCUCAGAGUGCAAUUUGGACAAUUUGGGUGCUCAACCGAGAGCUCUCUGGGGACAUAAGACUUGUGGGGAUUCAUAACAGUUUUCCAUGUAUUUUGGGGGCUUUACUGUGUUCGGCUCUCUGUAUCCGGGAGUUAAUUAACUUACCGGUCUUUGACUCCAUUAUCUAACAAACACAGAGAUGCCUGGGUGGGAUCAAUGUGUGAAAGAAUGGAGAUCCCAUGCUGGGGGUCUGCGCAUAAAAGGCUGCAUUCUGAUCAAUAAAAACAGAUUUCACCCAUGACUAUGUCUCAUCUGGUUCUUGGGGGAAAGAGCUAUAAUCACGAACGCUUCCAGUUUGGCUGAGAGGAAAUUCUAACGGAGGUAACCAGUGGAGUUACUAGUGGUCCGCUACACCAAUAAAGUUGACUGGGGUGAAAAAAUAUGUAGUUCCCUAAGCUAAUGACUGCUCCAAAAGCUAGGUAAAUUCAGGAGUCACUUAACCUGGUGUCCAGUCAACGAGAAAAGAUUGAAGUUGUUGAACUGCCACAUCUACAGUAAGAAACGACUGUCUAGAAAUGGAUAAAGCUCAGCAGUUUUGAUACUCUUCCUAUAUGUGGGCAUUGUGCAACUACAACGGCAAAAAUACAGUGGGAAAUGCUCAGGAACAUUACGAGGAAUCCUAGAGAGUUUUAUUUUUAUAAACUGGGCACAGUGCAUAGAACUGUUUUAUUCCUAAAGUAGUAGAUUCAGUACCUCAGAAAUCAGAGGAUCAUAUGUUGUUAUUGACCUUAUGACACAGAUGAUUGACUGUCACCCCGGUUUGACACUCUGAAAUAGCUUCCAAGGUUCUUUGUAUUGACAUGUGGUCCAUGUCUGACCAGAGGGCACCCCUUACAGAGUGGAUACAAAUUCAACAAACUAUACACCUGUUUGCAUUUCUUUUAAAACAAUGUGUAAAGAACAGAUUUGUGUAGUCUACAUUGUGACAGAAGCUCUUUAAACAUUCUGUGAUAUCGCCAUUCCUUCUGUAGAAUACAUGACUGACUAUCUUUCAAUGCCUUAUGUUCACAGCAGUUUAUGUGCGGUUAUAAACACAAAGAUAAAGCACCACGCUUACAGCAGCAGUAGCUUAAUAUACAACAGCUCAAAAUACAAAAAAAACGUUACCUGCCUAAAUCCCUGUGUACAUUUAAACAAAAUGGAGUCUUUAGUAUGUGCGGUUAUACUUGAUGUAUAUCCACUUUGUGAUUCAUGCAUUAAAUAAAUACAUACAAAACCUUUAGAAUCAGAUUGUAUCCCUGUUAUGAGACUUCCUUGAACUCUACCAGUUUGCAUAAUUACAAACCAAAAUUAUAUUAAGCAUACUUUGAUACCGGAGAAACUGACGGAAGCAAAGCACAGAGGGAUGGACACAGGUUUCUUCAGGAAGGAAGAGAUUCUUUAUUGGAUCACCGACCGGGACUCAGAGGGACUAAUGUCACCAAAAAUACAGCAAGUUCUGAGCCCUGAACAAUAGUGCAGGCUCCCUAUAUAGGCACAUAACUCCUCCCAUAUUAAGCUCCACCCGCACAUUCUCUUGACCAAUCAUUACAAAUAAGAAUUAACUUCCUGCUUGACCGCAUGGCUUGUCCAGCACAAUGGAGGAGGGGAAUACUACAUCCUGUAUUCUUGCACAUGCUCCGUACACUACUGAUCGUAUCUUGCCUCGUGCAACCAACUGAUCGAUACGUCAGCAUAUGCACGUACACAUGCCACGUGGUAAUCUCGGCCUACUAAAUUUAUUUUUACCGAGAUUCCACCUCAUUCCCCCCUUUGAUGCCUCUUGAUAUUUUACAAUUACUUGAGGCAUCACUUAACCUUGGUUUGCAUACACCACAAGUUACCUUUGAACCAGACCAGACUUAUCCUACGAUGUGAAUCUUCAACACUCGUCUUCCUGCAUUGGUUCUCCCUGAUCUAGAGCCUUAUAUUUAUAAAUUGCCAUUAUCUGUGCAGCAGCCUUCCUCUCUGCUAUAUUUUCUAUCAGGCUUUGCACAGACCUAACUACUAAGGGUAUAAGACACGGCAGGAGUAGACACAACAUUAAAAUCAGUAGGACUCCACCUACCACUGCCUUAAGCCCUCCAAACCACUCAUACCAGCUACCAAACCAACUACUUGGAUUGUACCCUUUCCAUACCUGAGUAGGCACAUGCGCUAGUUUAACCAUAUGGCUAGUAAGCUCAGCUAUUGCUUGCCCUUCGUCAUCUAUUUGAAGACAGCAAUUGCUCAGGUUAAACUUCCCACAUACACCUCCCUCUACUGCCAAAAGAUAAUCCAAGGCUAAUCUAUUUUGGUAAACUGCUGUCCUCAUCCUGGUAUUAUGCUUCGCUAGAAGAUUGAGCGCUUGUGAUGUCUCGUUAGUAAUGAUCUCAACCACCGCCUGUAACCUUAUAAUGCGGUUGAGCAUAUAAAUAGGGGUUCUAUAACCAAAGGUACCAUCCUCUGCCCACGUGGCUGGCCCAUAAUAAUCUAUAAUACGCUGGGGAGGCCAUUCAUUAUCUUCCCAGGCACCUAUCUCUAUGGGUCCCCUUUUCUUCCUAUGAUUCACAUCAUACACUUUAACACCUAAAGUCUCACCUGUUUCAAUAGGCAACAAGAAGGAUGGUUUUAACAUACCCAACACACAUGCCCCUUCCCAGUCCUGUGGUAACUCCGAAUAGGCCUUCUUACCACAGAUCCAGUACAAAUUCGCUGGGGCUCUCCAGUUAGAUGUGAUGGAUAGAUCAAACCAUACGUCCUUUAAAUUGGCAUAUCCUGCAAACGGGUUAGAUGGUUCUGAGACAUUUGAAGCCGACCACCAAGUUGUAUUCUUUGUAUCAUCAUCAUAAGCUUUUUGCCCUAGACAAGUUAAUUCUCCUACAGAAGUAUUAUACAUCAUUCCUUUCCUCGCUAUGCAAACAUAACCUAUGAUGGAGGUCUUCAAUCUCCACUCAGAUUUACCUCUAACACUCAUAUGAUAGUCGGCUUGUGUAGAUAUUAAUUGGUCAACUGCCUCAGAACCGGACAUUACCUCCUUUGCUUCCCAAGGCCAUUGGUCUCCCAUGUUAGUACCUCCACACACAUAGCAGUUGGUAACAUUAAGACUACCGGCAAUACUCUCGGCUAAAUCAAUGAACAAGUUUUUAGCAUUAUGGGGGAUCUUAUUAUCUAUGCUCAUCUCUUCAUAAAAGGAAUGGUAUACUUGAUGAGUUUGGGAGGUUACCGUAUCAGACUCUAUCCCUAUAAACAAUAUUGUCCCAGGGUCUAAACCCGUCCCAUAUAUUUGAAACCCAAAUAAAUUACCAUAUUUAUCUAAGAACUUGUCAGGGUUAUUUAUAAGUAUAUGGAUUGGAUUGCAUUCCAUAGACUUACAAUAUGGAUUAGUAGGCAACUUAGUCACAAUCAUGUCCUUGUCUGCUGUCUGUCCCCAAGUCGCCCACCCCACACAAGACCAAUAUGGGCAGAAGUUAUAAUCUCUAUUUGGGCAUCUUGGACUUACAUAUUUAUUUUUACUACUGGGACAAAUAUAUUUAUCGUUAGACCCAUACGUCCUCUCCCAUCUAAGAUCCCCACAUACAUUCCACGGCUUUCUACCACUUGAUAUUGCUUUACACGCAUCAAAUAGCAGAGCACCUGAAGAAUAUACGGAUUUUAAUACCGUCUUAUUAAUUAGGGUCCCCUGAGAAUCUCCAUUUCUGAGAGUCAACCAAAUUGUACGGGGUUGAUACUCAGGACUGAAGCACUUAGGUUCUCCUACUCCUAAAUGACACACACUAUAUUCUAUAUUUAAGUAUCUACAUCUUGAUACAUCUCCUUUACACUCAUAUUGCGAAUGCCAAAUUAGGGUCUGGGAUAUAUGGUUACCUGUUCUUGUAGUCUUAAUGCAUACCUCACAGCUAGGAGUGUUGGUACCUCUACCUUCCUGAAUAUAAAAAUACACAUAAAUAAACAUUAUUAAAAAUACAUCUUUCGUCGUCAUCCUCAGUCUUCGUCCGUGUGAAGGCACCUCAGCUUCCAGGAUGUAAGGACUGCAGGGAAUGGAGUUCUGCUCGUCUUCACAGGGGUCCCCUCAAGACUUUCCCUGACUUAUACACUCGUUGGUGAGUGGACAGGCUUUAUUAUGGCCUUCUCACUCACUUACCAAGUCUCUGAAACAAUAAAAUUUGUAAUCUACAAGGUUCCUCGUCACUCCGACUGAGUCGUGCGUUUUAACCGGAUCUUGCAGGGAUUCUCUGGAUUUGCUGUAACUUGCCAGGAAUCGGCUGCUGCUGGUUUAACCCUGGAGUGAUGUAUCCACGGAGCCACUUCGGCUACUUUUAUCGCUGUAGGGGUAGACAGAAGAACAACAUAAGGACCUCUCCACUUGGGCCCUAACGGCACAUUAUUCCACUCUUUAAUCCACACUUGGUCGCCUGGGUGGUAACUAUGAAUUGGGGGAUAAAUAUUCACAGGUAAUCUAUCUUGUACCCAUUUCUGUACCUCCUCCAUAGUCUUACCCAACUCUACAACCUGCUGCCGGGUAAUUCCUUCUCCCAACUGACUCAAAUCCCCCCUUAAGUUACCAAGCACGGGAGGUGGUCGCCCGUACAUGAUUUCAAAAGGAGAGAGGCCCAUCCUUCUGGUAGGUGUACUACGGAUUCGCAAUAGAGCUAUGGGCAAGAGAACGUUCCACUUAAGUUGGGUUUCCUGACACAUUUUAGCCAACUGAUUCUUAAUAGUUCUAUUCAUUCUCUCUACCUUACCAGAACUCUGGGGUCUAUAUGCCGUAUGAAGCCUCCACUUUAUACCAAGCAUAUGAGUCAAUUGUUGUAGGCACUGAUGAACAAAAGCUGGACCAUUGUCCGAUCCUAUAGAGCAGGGUAGUCCAUAUCGGGGUAUUAUUUCUCGUAGCAGGAAUCUCACGACUUCUCCUGCUUUCUCUGUACGAGUAGGACAUGCUUCUACCCAGCCUGAAUAGGUGCACACCACUACCAGCAGGUAGCGAUGUCCACCCGAUUUAGGCAUCACUGUAUAGUCAAUUUGUAAAUCGGACAUGGGAAGUCCCCCCAUAAACUGGACUCCUGGUGGCUUUACUGGUCCUUGUCUUGCAUUAUUUUUAGCACACGUUACACAUCUACGUACAAUGGCCUGAGUCAAGUUGGACAAUCUUGGUAUGUAGAAAUGUUUUCUGAGAGAUUCUUCUGUACUGUCUCUCCCAGAAUGUGUCCCGUUAUGAUAGUUUUGGACAAUUUCUACCGCUAGUGAUGCUGGAAUAACUAUUCUUCCAUCUUCUAACUGAUACCAUUUGUUCUCCAAAUACUUUCCAGGUUCAGUCCUUAACCACUCCUCUUCUUGAGCUGUAUAAAUUGGAGUCCAUUGAGACAGUGGAGUUGGUAUAAGAGCAGCUAUAUGCCCCACAUAUUCCUGUCUUCCUGAUUCAGCAGCACGCUUAGCUGCACUAUCUGCCAUCCGAUUCCCUUUGGUUACAUCACCAUCUCCUCUCAGAUGCGCCCGACAAUGUAUAAUACCGACUUCUUUCGGCUCCCACACUGCUUCCAAUAGUUGUAGGAUCUCAGCUGCGUAUUUGAUUUCUUUGCCUUCUGAAUUCAAUAGUCCUCUUUCUUUAUACAAAGCUCCGUGGGCAUGAGUGGUUAAAAACGCAUACUUGGAGUCCGUGUAGAUGUUCACUCUUAAACCUUCAGCCAAUUGUAACGCUCGUGUCAGUGCUAUCAAUUCUGCCUUUUGUGCUGAUGUUCCUUUUGCCAGUGGCUGAGCUUCUAUCACCUUGUCUAUCGUUGUUACUGCAUAUCCUGCAUAGCGGAUCCCUUCUUUUACAUAACUACUGCCGUCGGUGUAAUAUUGAACAUCAGGGUUCUGGAUGGGAAAAUCACGAAGAUCUGGUCUACUUGAAAAUACUUCAUCCAUUACUUCCAAACAAUCAUGUUGACUUUCAGUAGGUUGUGGCAAAAGGGUAGCUGGAUUUAAGGUAUUUACAGUCUCUAAAUGCACUCUUGGGUUUUCACACAACAUUGCUUGAUACUUGGUCAUACGGCUGUUACUAAACCAAUGAUUUCCUUUGUAAUCCAACAACGUCUGUACUGCAUGUGGAACUCGUACAUAAAGUUCUUGACCCAGAGUGAGUUUAUCGGCUUCAGCUACUAGCAGGGCGGCUGCAGCUACAGCUCUUAGACAAGGUGGAAGUCCGCUGGCCACUGCAUCCAGUUGCUUAGACAUGUAGGCAACAGGUCUUUGCCAUGAUCCCAAGUACUGUGUCAAUACUCCCACAGCCAUUCUUCUUUGCUCAUGUACAUACAGGUAGAAUGGCCGUGUGUGGUCAGGUAGACCUAAUGCUGGGGCACUCAUCAAAGCCCUCUUCACAUCUUCGAAUGCCGUUUGCUGUUCUUGAGUCCAUAAGAAGGGGUCGUGCUCUGUACCUUUGAUAGCUGCAUACAGAGGUUUUGCCAGUAUCGCGUAGCUGGGAAUCCAUAUCCUACAGAAGCCUGCUGCCCCCAAGAAUUCUCGCACUUGUCUUCUAUUCCUGGGUAUCGGUAUUUGGCACACAGCUUCUUUUCUCUCUGGCCCCAUAAUUCUUUGACCUUCAGAGAUAUGGAAUCCCAGAUAUUUGACAGUUGGCAAACACAACUGAGCCUUCCUUCUUGACACCUUGUAUCCUGCCUUCCAGAGAAUGUGUAGUAGAUCGUGCGUUGCUUGCUGACAUACUUCCUUUGUAACUGCUGCUAUCAACAAGUCAUCUACAUAUUGUAAUAAUACACACUCUCCUGGGAUAGACUCGAAAUCUAGUAGAUCUUGACUUAGAGCUGAACCAAAUAGGGUAGGUGAAUUUUUAAACCCCUGGGGCAAUCUUGUCCAGGUCAUUUGGCGUUUCGAGCCCGUUACAGCAUUUUCCCAUUGGAAAGCGAAGAUACAUUGGCUUUCUGCGGCAAUUCGGAGGCAAAAGAAGGCAUCUUUGAGAUCUAAGACUGUAAAGUAAGUAGCCCCGCCCGGAAUUAAAGCAAGCAGGUUAUAUGGAUUGGGCACGACUGGAUGUAUACUAACAACCGCAUCAUUGACUGCUCUCAAGUCCUGCACAGGUCGAUACUCAUCUGUACCGGGCUUUUGAACAGGCAGCAAUGGGGUGUUCCAGGGGGAAGUACAGAAUUUUAGGAUACCAUACCGUAUGAACUUAUCCAGAUAAGAUUGGAUGUUCUUCUUAGCCUUCUGCGGAAUAUGAUAUUGUCUCAGGCUUACUGGAUAAACCCCAAGUUUUAGUUCGAUUUUAAUAGGUGGAAUAUUGCGGGCCAGUCCUGGUGGGUUGUUCUCUGCCCAAACUCCUGGUAUGUUAAAUAAGGAUUCAUCACUCCUCGGGUUUUGGCUAGUCAACACUGUAUAAAGUCGCCACUCUUCUUCCUUUGGUACGGACAAUGUCAUAAUACCUGAGGGUCCAUUAAACUUUAAGGAUGUUGUUCCAUUUGGUAGGAGCGUAAUCUGCGCUUGUAAUUUGGAUAGCAUAUCACGUCCCAGCAAUUGGACUGGACACUCAGGCAUAUAAAGGAAUUGAUGUUUUACUACGUGGCCUCCCAAUGUACAGAGUCGACUUUUAAGAACCGGUUUUUCAGCACUUCUUCCAGUUGCUCCUAUUACAGUAAUAGUUCUUCCAGAUGGAGGAGCAACUUGAUUAGUCACCACCGAAUGUUCAGCACCAGUGUCGAUCAUAAACGCACUCCUUUUUCCCCCUAUUGAUACAUCGACCAUAGGCUCCGCUCGACCAAGGGGGAUGGAGCCCGGUCGGUAUCAAUAGUCCUCCAUGACCGUGUCAGCCAAUCCCACAAAGUCCCUACCUUCUCUAUCGCGGGACCUUUGCGCUGCUGGAUAGUACCUAUCUUCCCUUACACUUCCUCUGUUCCCAUUACUCCCUCUAUUACCAUUACUCCCUCUAUUACCAUUACUCCCUCCGGGGCCUCCUCUACCUCUCGCUCUGCCUCUAAAGUUUCCGUAACCUGCCCUGGGUAAGUCUCUCUCAUACUGCUCUCUUUGCGGACACUCGUUCCUCCAAUGCCCUUCUUCCUUACAGUACGCGCACUGAUUCCUACUCAAAGGCUCCCUAUUCCAUCUACCAUCGCCUCUAUCUGGGCCCCGUCUAUCUACGCCUGCGAUCGCUACCGCUAGCAUAUCUGCCUUUCUACGCAUCUUGCGCUCUUCCUCUUUCUUACUUUCUGUUUCCCUAUUCAUAUAUACUUUGUUCGCUACCUCCAUUAGUUGGGUGAUAGACAUACCUGCAAACCCUUCUAAUUUCUGUAGCUUGCGCUUAAUAUCUCCGUAAGCUUGGCUGACAAAGGCGGAGUUUACCAUUCGGGAAUUAUCAGCGUCUUCCGGAUUAAAGGGGGUAUACAAGCGGUAUGCCUCCAAUAAUCGGUCAUAAAAGACACUGGGCGCUUCAUCACUUUUCUGAAUCACCUCAACUGUCUUCGACAUGUUAAUAGCUUUCUUCCCUCCGGCUUUCAUGCCAGCAAUUAUAGCAUCUCUAUAGGCUUUAAGUUGAGCCAUAUCUGCGCCAUUUACAUUCCAGUCAGGAUCGGUGUUAGGGUAAUGUGUUGCGGCCCAUGCUGCCGGAUUGGCUUGAUUUAAAGCACGGGCUCUCUCCUCUAGCGCCUUAAUGGCCGCUUGGUUAAUCCUUGUCCUUUCCUCAUUAUUGAACAAUGUCAUUAAUAACUGCUGGCAAUCAGCCCAUGUCGGGUUAUGUGUCUGAACUAUCGAGGUGAACAGAUCGGUCAUAGCUUGUGGUUUCUCAGUGUACGAGGAAUUGUGGGUCUUCCAAUUCAAGAGAUCGGUAGUCGUGAACGGGACAUAUACGAAGACUGGGUCAGCAUGUGCCAUUUGACCUGCGGCAUCGAUAUAGGCUGACCCAGGAUUCAGACGAAGAGGCAUCUGAUAAUGUUUUAAUUGUUGGGUACCGGUCAGUUGUCGGGUUAGUAUGGGGCUACGUGGAGGGGCGUCAGUUAAAGGUUCCGGUCGAGAGGUAAUAGGGCAUGAGGAUGUGGGAACUUGAUUUUGGGAAAAGUUAGUGAAUAGUAUACUCCGAGCCGAGCUAGAAGAAGCUUGACCGGAAGUUUGAAGUGGCGCCAAAUCAGGAUAUUCAAAUCUAAUGGGGGUUGGUCCUGGUUCCGGAAGGGGAGUUUUAAUACGAGGGGGGGUGGAUUCUGUACUGGAGGAGGAAGCGGAAGUGGAUGGGGGCAAUAGGGGAAGGGGUGCAGAGCUUCCUGCAUUCGCGUCACUUCCUCUUAAAGGAAAGUAAGGGGGCGGCAAAGGGAUCUCGGACUCAGGGGGCGUGUCCAAAAUGGGCCUAACACCAGUCCUAGUGGACAAACAAGUCCUGGCCACCAUGAGGCGACAUUGCUCCUCGUGGCAUAUCCGGAUCCAUUUUGGCGAGUCGUUUACGGCCUGCCCCAACAAUCAAUGUAUGGAAACUGUCCGUAAAGUUCAGGCCUACCUGACACAGCCACGUGUACACGCUGUACCAGGGUUGGAUCCAAACUGCCACGCGGCGGCCAUGCCGCAACCAAAAUAGGCCACUCCCUAGUGCACAAAGUGACCAAACGUACAGGAGACAUUUUAACCCCAAAAUCACAUGUUUUGAAUCCCUUUUUAAAAUUCUUUACCAUACAACCUAAGGGAUCCGAAAUCGUUGACUCUGACGCGCCCAUACUUAUCAAUGGAGCGUCGUUGACAACGAAUACUAUGCACGCGUUCUUAUUCAACAGUCACACCCGUUUCCUCUGGCAACAGCACCACGUGGUACAGUUACCGAGUGAAACGUACACAAUAACACAAUAAUCACUCAGGGAAUUCCCGUACACACACAGCUGUUACACCAGUCACUAAAUAAUCAAUAUUAUGCCCUUUGGCGAAACUAUACAGUCACCCACGCUAUAAUUCUCUAUAUAUGAAUUACCCGUCUAUAACACACCCCAGUAACAUCGUCUUUUACUAGUAUCGGUUACAGUACGGUUAGCAUAGGUCAAAGCACAAUUUAAGGUCACAUACAAUUAUUAGUGGUUACGGUGUUAAACAUGCAAUAGACGACAAUGAUUAGUACUUAUAUACAGUGUCAGUAAAUAUACAGGGUUAUGGUACCGUGCACUAUGAUACAGCAACACACUAUUAACACUCUCGCUAGACGGCUGAGCUCGCGCUAUCUAACAAGAUAUACACUUUACUAACAAUCUUUAACACAUUUACAAUCCCAACUAAACUAUUGGCCAGUACCUUGAAUGGACUACCUAAAACUAUAUACACCCGUUUUGGUUAGCCACACUGCCCAAACACCACAUAUAGCGAACUAGAGGGCGAAAUUUACAAAAUUGCCCUUCUAGUCUAUUUACUCUAUCAAAAGUCUAGUGGGUUCCAAAUUUACACGCCUUCCCACUUAGCCAAGAUAGGUUGAGAGCUAGCGAACCGAAUUUACACAGGCGCCGCUUAGUCUCCCGGUCCCUCCGACCUAGCGAACGUAAUAUACACCCUAGAACGCUAGUCUAGACAAGACACCGGUGUCCGGCUAGGGCUAUUUACACAGGACCCCGCCUGACUAACCAGAUCAAACGGUCUUACUAAAGAGCGUUCGAUCGAGCGGUGCGCCUUCGCUCCUUCCCUCCGACAGAGGGGGCAGAUUCCAUACACAGAUUUAAACCCCUUUUGGGCCUACCGCACAAUCGGUAUACCCCUAGUGGGUCUGCCGUCUAAAACAGCAGUUGUCUUACCUCCUCGUUCCUGAACCUGAGUUCACACUCAUCGACGGGGACACCCCAGCACUUCUUAUGUAGAGGCCGAUGAUCUCCUGGACAACAGACCAGUGGCGCCGAGACGAAGGGAGGUCCACGCAGAAGUUCAGGGGUGCAGCCGUAGAGAACGUGGGCAAAGAUAGACCGUCUCACGCCUCUGCCUCUCAGCUACCGUUGAACGAUGAGCUUCCCGGCCAAUGCACCAAAUGAUACCGGAGAAACUGACGGAAGCAAAGCACAGAGAGAUGGACACAGGUUUCUUCAGGAAGGAAGAGAUUCUUUAUUGGAUCACCGAUCGGGACUCAGAGGGACUAAUGUCACCAAAAAUACAGCAAGUUCUGAGCCCUGAACAAUAGUGCAGGCUCCCUAUAUAGGCACAUAACUCCUCCCAUAUUAAGCUCCACCCGCACAUUCUCUUGACCAAUCAUUACAAAUAAGAAUUAACUUCCUGCUUGACCGCAUGGCUUGUCCAGCACAAUGGAGGAGGGGAAUACUACAUCCUGUAUUCUUGCACAUGCUCCGUACACUACUGAUCGAUACGUCAGCAUAUGCACGUACACAUGCCACGUGGUAAUCUCGGCCUACUAAAUUUAUUUUUACCGAGAUUCCACCUCACUUUACUCUGUAAAGUUUACAAAAUAAUAUUUCCUCAUAUAAUGUUUUUUUGUUCAGUGUAGAUGCAGUCUUUUUUUAUGUAGAAUAUUAUAAACAUAUUGGAGGUCUUUUGGUGGAGCUACCACAUUUACCGCAUUUUACAGAUCACAUAGGAUUUAUUUUAUAAACUGCUGGCAAAAUUUAAAUCCAUUAUUUGUAGAAAUAUAAUUUUUUUAAAUGGUAGAUAAAUGACAUCAGAAAAAUAAAAUGGUAAGUUUUAACGUAAAAUAUUAAUAUUAUUCUAAAGUGUAGGAUUAAUGACUAUAGGUAUUUGGUACCAUUCUUCCUGACUGAUAUAUAUAAAAAAGAUGCUUUACAUCUAAUAAUUAGUAAUCCUCUCAUUUAAAAAAUAAAUAAAUGAAGACUUUUAAAUUAUUUUAUAUUUAUUUGAUGAUGUCUGGCAAAUCCCUCCCAAAACACGGACCAUGCAAAUAGACUCCAAAAUAAUUUAAAAAAAUAUUCUAUGUGACUUGAACAUUAAAGGACCACUAUAGGCACCCAGACCACUACAGCUUAAUUAACUGGUCUGGGUGCCAGGUCCAGCUAGGUUUAACCCUUUCUUCUAUAAACAUAGCAGUUUCAGAGAAACUGCUAUGUUUACCUAUGGGUUAAUCCAGCCUCCAGUGGCUGUCUCUUGACAGCCGCUAGAGGUGCUUGCGUCCAUAGGAAAGCUGAAUGCGCGCACAGCUCCUGCUGCACAUGCGCAAUCAGCCAAAGAGGAGGCGGAGAGGAGGAGGAGAGCUCCCACCCGGCGCUGGAUAAAGAGGUAAGUUUAACUCCUUCCUCUCCCCAGAGCCUGGCGGGAGGGGGACCUUGAGGGUGGGGGCACCCUCAGAGCCCUAUAGUGCCAGGAAAACGAGUAUGUUUUCCUGGCACUAUAAUGGUCCUUUAAUGGUUAGAAAAAGAAGGGUUUGUUUCAGUAAAACGCAAUAAAUUGCUCAACAAAAUGUCAGAGAGCCUGAAAAUGUUUAUUUUUGUUAUUUUGCAAUUUGGCUUCAAUCUAUGCCACUGGGAAAAACGUAUGUAGGAGGUGAGGGGUUAAUAACCAAACAGGAUAUGAGCACCCCAUAUACAUUUAGACUAGGGACAGGGUGUCCCCAUGUCCCCUGGAAGACAAACAAUGUGUCCUUCUUCUCCAAUGAGAAUUAUAGCCUGUGUUAUAUAUAUUGCCUAUUUGUUAUACUUAAGAGUAAAUUUGACAGUGGCUGCAAUUAUUGUCAUUACACUUACCAGAAUACCAAUUCAUUUUUUGUGCACGAUGUAGUAAAUAUUGACUUUGAAAUGCAUCACCUUGAAUAUUCCUUGUUCUAUAAAGAAGGUCAAAUCAUUUUAAGAAACCAUUAAUUUGCAUGCAAACAUUAAAAUGAUGCAAGAUAUAUUGUGGUUGUGUUAAAUAAGAAUUUGGAGUUAAAACGUAGACUGUGCGUACUGCUAUAAUGGCUUUCCCAGGCAUGGAAGGGUUAGUGUAUUAUGUGCCAGGAGAUUGUGCAUAAUACAAGUUGUGAAUAUUUAUGGGCUUCUGCUUUUAAUGCAGGCUGGGUAUAUGUCUGGGAUGCUGGCACCUGUGGGAGUUGGAAUCAGCGGUGCCCUAACCAUCCUUGGAGUUCUGUACAGCAUAAAGAUUAUAAAUCGCCGCAGGAGAAAUGGCUUCAAACAGCAUAAGAGAAAGGUAUGAUAGAAUAUCAGUGAAACUUGAUCUUUAUUCACUAUUCAAAUCUGUAAAUUCACUCAUUAACCUUGAGGAGUCUUUCACUCUGAAAUAAAACUACAAACAAAAAAAAAAAGUUUGUUUUUUUUGUUUUCCCCUCUCCCAUCAUAUAUUGCUGCACAGUCAUUGAAAUUGUUUUAAUCUCUCUUUCUCCCUCUUAUUUUCCUUACCAAGCAGAGAGAAUUUAACAGCAUGCAAGACCGGGUAAUGCUCUUAGCUGACAGUUCCGAAGAUGAGUUUUGAAUCGUGACUCCUCGAGAGUUGGAAUGCUCAAUGAAAGAUUUCUAAAAAGAAAAGAAAUUUCUACAAUCUCACUGCUAUCCUCCAGCUGUCUAACACUCUGUAGUGACUACCAAUGAGUUGGGAUCAAUGGCAUUUCCUAUAAAUUAUACCUGUUUUUUUAUACAACUGGGAUAUGACAUGUUGUAUACCAGUGUUGAUUGUAGUCUUUGUACGGAUACCCUGACUCCCGAGGGAGCAGCAAUUACCCAACUCCACGGAGUACACUGGUCCCCUUUGUGCAAGUGUGGUUUGUUUUCUACCCAGUUAUUCUGUUUGUUCUGGGUUACAUUGUAUUUAUCAAUGUACUGAGUCUUGUGAAAAACACCACAAAAAAAGACCACCACAAAAAAGAACCAAUGCUACGGUAGCUAAGAUGUCCAACGUGACAUGAUGGGCUCUUUAAUCAAGAUAAAAUAUGCAUCACAUUUUGGGGUUCAAUAUUUUCAGAAUCUGGUUCAAAAUAAUAUAAUAAUAUAAUAUCUGGGUUUGAAAUUUUAAAGUGGGUAGUCGGAUGGCAGUUAUGUUUAUUGGAGGAGCGGGGGUGGGAAAUGAUGGCCUUAAAUUAUGCUUUUAAAUAUAUGUAUAGAUUUUCUGGGUAUAUGUUGCCUCAAACCCAUGCUUUUAAGCUGUAUGAAUAUAUUCUGGGUGUGUAUGACAUUGAUCUUUGUACAAAAAAAAAGCAAUAUGCUUGAAAUGCAAGGUAUGCAAGAAAGCUCCACGUACAGCGUGUGGACUUUUAAUGAUUGAUGAUCAUUAAGAAAUUUAGAUUUUCUGGAACUCUGGUUCAUAAGAAAUUUACUCCAGUAGACUCUAUGCGGGAUAAAAAGGUAGUUGAAGAUCUUCGGUAUAGGAAUUCUGCUGAUCGCACGAUGCAUUAUAUAAAUGUUUAAACUAGUAUACAAACUGUGAAUUAUCGGGACAGUUUUGUUUCUGCUGUAAAUAAGGGAGUUCUUAAACGGAGCUUAAUGAACAAAAGCUGCAAUGUUUAUUCAGUAGGUUUAUUUGAAUAUGUGGUGUACUUCAUGUUGAUGUCUUAGUGUCUACUGCACAUGUGAAAAGUGUAGAGUACUGCUGCAUGCAAAUGGACGUAUUGUUUGUUCCUGCAGCAAUGGUGCCACCAUUUGGCCGAUGGAACUGCAUUUAGUGCAGCUAGAGAUAAUUUAUUUUUAGAUUAUACAGAUAUUGUAGUCAUACUCAGCUAUUACAGUCAUACUCAAAGCAACACAAUUAAUGCAUAGCUUAUCAUUGUAGUUAUUAUGGAGCAAUGGGUUUUUGGGUACCACCACCCCUCCCCACAAUAUUAUCUGGGAAAUUAUUUAUGAAUGCAGUGACAUAAAUUGGGCAUUUCCAUGGCACCCAACCCAUGCCCUUCUGUACUUUACUGGUAUAAUAACGGCUAAAAUAUGUUACAUUUCUGCGUUACACAUCUAAAUCCGGGCAUUUCUGGAUGCAAUGAUUGGCAUACAACUAUCCUGCCUCAAUGCCUGCAAACUGCCUUGGGGUGCUGGAGAGCCACUACAAUGAGUAUCCCUAAUAGCAACAUUGAUUUCUCAACCUGGUAUACUGCCAUUGCAGAGAUAUAUUUAUACAAGUAGAUAUAUCAGAUCAUACUAUAUGUUUCACUUUGUUUUGACACCACCUUUGUUCUUGUAUGCAUCUACUCUGCACUCUCACUAUCCCACAUUUGGUAUUUCGUGGAACAGUCCCACUUUGUUCUGCUGUCCUUAUAGUGUUUCACUAUGGGAAUACCAGAGAAAAUGUUUUAAAAAAUUGCAGCAUAAGUGCCCCAUUGACCUGGGCAAACUACACUCGGGACAUUAAGGCCACGAGGGAAUGCUUCGGUAGCACUUUACACAUGUGCUUUCCUUAAUGGGACUGGCCGUCACUGCUGACAAUCGUUAUAAAAUGCUCACUUAUGGGAUGGGAUGCAUCGUUUUUCUCAGUGGCUCCACACCCAUGGCAUAACCAUUGGCUGGCCUGCCACACCUCAGUCACAAAUAAAUACUUCCCAUUGCUGUAAGGUAUGCACUAACUACUGAAAUGCAUUUUAAUUAAAUGUCAAUAUUUUGAGCCCUGAUACUGAAAUCAGUCUGAUCAAGUAAUGUUAUACUUUUUUUUCUAUUUAUUGUGAAGAAAGCUCUAAUUUCUUAACUUGUCUGAACUUGUUGAAAAUAAUUUGAUGGCUAGCUACUCUUUGACGCAUUCAUAAGGCAAUUGGUAAUAAAUAAUAUUAAAAACUGAUCUUAUAGUACAUUUUCCAGCCUUGCUAAUUACCACGAAACCUUGCGUAGUACCUAAGUAAUUACCUUUGCACCUUAUUCCCUAUGGCCCCAUAUUCCUGCUUUAAACUUAGAAAAAGAUUUUGUGUACAUGCAAUCAUCUUAGAGAUCCACAUAGAGCAAUAAACCCACAGUAAUGUGUGAUGUAUAUGAGUUUACCAUGUUGUUCCACAGCAAUAAAACAUUAAAUAAUGCUAAAUUAUUAUUAUUAUUUUUUAGCACUGUUUACCUAUUACAAGAGCAUAAAAAAUGAAAGUGAGUGAGUAAAAAAUUUGAGGAAUCAAUCAAUUGUUCCUGAAUUCCAAAUUAUAAAUGCAUGGAUAAAUUGUGUUUUUAAUGUGAUUGGCACGAAAAAAAACGAAUGCAAUUUUUAAAGGGACAAGUUCUCUCUUUAGUAUACCAUAGUAUUGGAGGUUUUAUCUAACAGGACUUAUUCCCCAUUUCACUGCUCAAUAAAAUGUAUAUUUGAAUAAACAUUAUCGAUAACAGAUCUCAAAAACCUGUUUUUGUAAAAGAGGCAGAUCAGUCUAGUACAGGGUAAAAUAAAUUCCUUCAAAUUGAUAUCUGAGUUUCUCUCAAAAAAAUUCCAGGCUUCUUGCAGCAAUGACGUGCGGAACUCACAUCUGACCUCAGCGUGCAAUUUAUUUUAUACGACCCUUUUAAGAAUAGUUUUCGCCUCACAUGUCCAUGAUCACACGUCCAUUUUGUACGACACUUUACAAAAUAAAAUCUUAUUUAAUGGAAUUGAAUUCGGUGACUUUAUUUACCUAAUAAAUAAUAAAAGGCUGCGCUACCAGUUGGUGUGAAGAAAAAGAGAGAAUGAAAAACAAGCUAACAAUCAGUAGCAUUAGGAAUGUUUAAUAGAAUUUAAAGGGACACUAUAGUCGCCAAAACAACUUUAGCUUCAUGAAGUCAUUUUAAUGUAUAGGCCAUGCCCCUGUAGUCUCCCUGCUCAAUUAUCUGCCAUUUAGGAGUUUAAUCACCUCCCCUGUCUUUGACUGACACAGG
This is a messenger RNA of Pelobates cultripes (western spadefoot toad), 56299 nucleotides long. NCBI's taxonomy places the organism in Eukaryota, Metazoa, Chordata, Amphibia, Anura, Pelobatidae. The record is from the annotation of a GenBank genome assembly.